GCCUCCCUCCCGCCUCUCCUGCGCGCGGUUGGCCACCCACCCUCGCUGCCAAACUUGCAGAGCCAGCCCCUCCGGCCACCCUACGCCGGCAGAAGGAUGCCACAAGCCCUCUAGGAGGAGUUGAGGAAGGCGACUUGCUGGAUUUCGCUGCUGCUGCUGCGCCGUAGAUCUCGCUGCAGAGAGAGAGGGAGAGGGAGAGAGAUUGACAACCCGGGAGACGCCGAGCGCGCAAAGCUCCCCAGCGCAAAGUUUGCGCGCCCGGACGCAGCCUACUUUUGCUCCUCUGGCUCCCCAACCGUCACUUCUCUCCCGCUCCGAUUGGAGGGGGCUCGGAUUUAGCUGCAGAGGGACCGGCAACGUCUUCCCCGCCGUUCCCCUUUUCUCUCCCUCCGCGCUCCUGCGUCGCAUCCUCUGGACCGACAAGCUGGAAGGAUGUCCGGGAAACUGUCAAGCAGCCGGCUCUGGACACUGACGACGACGCGACGCUUGCGCCCAGCUCGGUCCUUCUUCCCGAAGCCUCCGCAGCCAACGCAUCUUGCUGGAUGAAGGACCCUCGAUGGGGGAAACAAGCGGGGGGCCGACAGGAGUUAUUUAAAGGAGUGAUUUGCUGCCUUCUCACCCCCGGUCCCAAUUUUCUGUUUUAUUUUUUAUUCCCACCCCCCUACCCCCGCGUACAGGGGUUGUUGCUGCUCAGCCUUUUUACAAGGGACUUUUGCAAACGCGCGCGUGCGUUGGAGAGGUGCAAGGAGGAACGUCAAAUACUUUUUUAUCUUAUUACUGAGUGGAGGAGGUGGCUGAGGACGAAGGGGACAGCUCAGGGGCCACGCACACAAACACACCUGAUGGACAGAGAGGUGAGAGGGGGAAGGGAGGGAGGGAGGUGAAAGAGGUAGCCCGCGCAGCAUUGCCGGGGGAGGAGAGAGAGAGAAAGCGGGUUCCUUGAGAUCCAGCACCUUUGCAAGAUGAUUUUGCUGCUCAUGUGUGUGUGCAAGAAGUGAGAAGAGUAGGGACACAACAGCAUCCCUGGUGGCGUGCAGUGACGUGGAUAGAGGUCCACCUUUGCAGGAAACGAUGGUGUAAAAAAAAAAAGGAUUGCAGAGGAGGAGAGAUAUAAGUGGGAGGAAACUCCUCCUGUGCAAAAAGAGAGACUUUUUUCUCUCUCUUGGGAGUGUGGAGUUCAAAAUCAUUAUAGGUGAUUCUGGGGAUGGUACCAGGGAGAGAGUGAGCCAUGCCUGUUGCUCAUCUCCUAGGCACCUCCAUCACGCUCAACCCAUCUCCCAUGGAGACUGGCCCCUUUUGAAAAAGAAUGACUUUCCCUGACCGGAUUAAUGCCAGCUUGAAUGGGAACCACACGGGAGAAGAAGCCGAGGGGGUCAACGGGUCCUGGGCAGGGGGGGAUGUUGACCCCGACAACAGCACCUCCUUGGCACUGAGGUUGACCUUGCAGUCGGUGGGCGUGGGGGUCUUCCUCGCCCUCUUCAUCCUCUCGGCCAUCGUGGGCAAUAUCCUGGUCAUCCUCUCGGUAGCCUGCAACCGUCAGUUGCAGACUGUGACCAACUACUUCAUCAUCAACUUGGCCAUCGCUGACCUGCUGCUCAGCACCACUGUCCUGCCCUUCUCAGCCACCUUGGAAGUUCUGGACCUGUGGAUCUUUGGCCGCAUCUUCUGCGACAUCUGGGCGGCGGUAGACGUCCUCUGCUGUACCGCCUCCAUCAUGAGCCUGUGCAUCAUCUCUGUGGAUCGGUACAUCGGGGUCAAAUACUCGCUCAAGUACCCCACCAUUAUGACUGAGAAGAAGGCGGUCAUCAUCCUAGUGGUGGUCUGGCUCUCUUCCAUGGUCAUCUCCAUUGGGCCCCUCUUGGGCUGGAAGGAGGAGCCGCCCGAAAACGACGAAACCUGCAGCAUCACGAUGGAGCCGGGCUACGCCAUCUUCUCUUCGCUCUUCUCCUUCUACUUGCCACUCAUGGUCAUCCUGGUGAUGUACUUCAACAUCUACGUGGUGGCAAGGAGGACCACCAAGAGCUUGGAGGCCGGGGUCAAGAAAGAGCGUGGGAAGUCCAUGGAAGUGGUGCUCAGGAUCCACUGCCGCAGUGUCCUCGAGGACUCCCUGGCCGCCAGCACCAAGGGCAAAGGGCACACCUUCAGGAGCUCUCUCUCAGUGCGCCUCUUGAAGUUCUCCAGGGAGAAGAAAGCGGCCAAAACUCUUGCGAUCGUUGUUGGGGUUUUCAUCCUCUGCUGGCUGCCUUUCUUUUUCGUGCUGUCUUUCGGUAAGUGAGGCACCUUGACUUCUCUUGUGCGAUGUUCACGAGAUGUGAGUUCUCUUUUACAUGACAUCUGUCUUCUCCUCUUACAUUGCAUCUGUCUUCACUUUUAUAUUUUUAUAUGUUGUGUGUUUCAAUGGUCCUGACUUUAUAGAUAGAUAUUUUAAAGUAUGUUGCUUACUGUUACGUCUUAUUUAUGAUACUUAAAAAAAAAUGUUUUAUUGUACAUUGCCCUGAGCUCCUUUAGAGGAAGGGUGAUCCAGCAAUGUGAUUAAUAAAUUAUGAAUUCCAGUUGCUCCUCAAGGGUGAACUUUACAACCUUGUUAAGUCUACUUUUCUAGGUUCCCUUAGAAAUAAAAUAGGCUGGCAGUGGGGAUAACUAUCAGCCAUUGUGGGCCAUCCAGUAAACCUUGAAUCCCAUUAGAUACUCUGGAUAGCUUAUUAUAAUCAUUAAAUUUUGGGCUUGCCACUCCACCUGUCCAAUUAAGCCAGCAGUGGCCUCCCUUGCAAGACUGUUGUUGUUGUGACCCCACAGAAUAUAGUUGCUCAGAGGCUAGAUGAGAAGAGGACAAUUCUUUGUUUAAUUUCCUUAUUUGAAACGUUUUUGUCCACCUGCAAGUGAGAAAACACAAUCAUCACCAAGACCCAACUGCUUGUAUAUAAAAAAAGUAUGUUGAUAUCCCUAGUAACAGUGUCCCACACGGACAUAAAUAAUCGUACAAAGUUAUAUAGAAUUUUCUGAUGUUGCAAUGAGCCAUACAAGCAGAAAAGUAGCCAUACUACGGAGUACUGGUACUUGUCAACUAAUUAACUGAAAAUGCAAAUUUUAAACCAUGCUUAUCAUAUGACUCGAGUGGUAUCCAAACACUCACUGCCAAUCUCAUCCUUGGCGCUUUGUAGGAGAAUCAGACCCAUUAUUCCACUGAGCUCAGCAAUGUCUAUAUUAAAUAGAAGAGGUACUCUGGGGUUCCAAGUAGGCAGCCUUUGCCAGUCCUACCCGGAGAUGCCAGGGACUGAAUCUGGCUCUGCCACUGAGCCACAGUCAGUCCCAAACGAAAGCAGCUGCCUUACCCCAUGUCAGACCAUUGGUACACCUAGCUGGCUGGCAGUGGCUCUCCAAGGCUUCCCACCAGGAGGUGCUGGGGAUUGAACCAGGAACCUUCUGCAUGCAAAGCACCGAACUACCACCCUUCCCCUAAUCUGCAUGGCAGGGUCAUGCUACAGAUAGGAGGCGGUGCUCUUUUUCAAAGCACCGCUCAGCAUCCAGUGAUUCAUGCUCAUUUGGAAGCAAGAAGCACCCAUCAAAUUUGCACGGGAGCUGAAGCCCCUUGAUGUUGACUACUGCAAGGACUGGGGAGUGGAGGCCCCAGCAGUUUGCUGUCCCAUGCAGCUGCACUGCACAUCGGAAGGUGCGUCUCCCAAGAUCCUUUGCAGCCAUGCAAAGGAUGCCGGGACGCCAGGCACUCAGAUGCAUGGAAAUCCAAGAGAGGGGCCCAGGUAUCUUUUGUGCAAAGGGAGGCUUCGUUCCGAUUGCAACCAGAUUCCUGGUACCCUCGACUGAUAUCACUGCCUGCCCUGUGAAGUAUGGCAGUGAGACUUUCCCUCUUCGUUCUGACUCAGGGCAGCCUUUCCAAAGUCUCCUGGUACAGACAGGCUGUUGAUUGGUUUGUCUUACCCAUGCUUCAAAACAGUUGGUUUCCACCAUCAGGAAGAUUCCUCCACCAUCAGGAAGAUGCCUCCCCAAGGUGAUGGGGAGCCACAGACCCUGCCAUGCAAAGCCUACUUAUUGCACCCCUGCCCCACCCAAGGGAGCCCAUUGGUAGCUAAAAGGAAUCUCUCUGCUCAAAGUCAACAGUGGAAAACAACAGGGAAACAUUAGCCUUUACUAAUAUGUUUCCCAGUGGCAUUUGCCUGGGUUUGGACUCAGAAUUCCUCAAAGCAACCUGCUUACUGAGCCAUCAUCCUUCAUGCAGAGAUGAUACUCUCUCUAGUCUUUAUUGCACAUUGGUUCUGAUAUGUUAGUAGGGACGUUAUAUGACGAGUGUCCAUUCUGUAUUCAUCCCACUUUGCUUUUGAAGUGGUGGUUUCUAUUAAUCAUUUGUUUAGCUCACACUUUUCCUUGUCUCUUUCCUCACUGCAAAAAAAGAAAAGUCUGCUUUUGUUUUGUUUUCAAAGUGGAUUUCUUGAGCCAGGGCAACAGAGCACUUCAAUCCAAUCUACCUGGUAUGUUUUUGAAAAUUAUUUUGCUCAUAGAAUUAUGGCAUUCUGAAGGCAGCCUAGAUAGAGGACUGGACCAGAGAGAGAGAGAAGGGACUUUCCCAAGGCCACAAAGUGAGUGUGAGGCAAAGGUGGAGUCUGACUCAAACACAAACAAAUCUCUCCUUCAGAAAAUAGACAUGCCUAUCCGAAUAUUUUCUGCAGUCGCACAGUAUGACAUGCUAAAAAUGCUCCUCUCCUCUCCGCCAUCAGAAAGUCAAUCACUGCAGAUCCAAAAAUAAAUUUAGGAUGCUGGCAGGAUCAUUACCUUAUUCCAUCCCACUGACUGUUUGCUAUGAUGCUAAUAGGGAGCUUCCAUGCUUAGAAGCAGUCUACCCUAGAAUGCUUUUAUUUAUCUCUUUGCUUUCAAGCAUAUACAACACCUUUUCAUAUGAGUUUCUAAAGGAUCUUGGAAACUAAAGCUGUGUGCACACUCCUGCUUACUUUGUAUCCAGUAUGCUGCCACUGCUGGUUUAGGAACCGGUGUACACAUGACAAUAGCCACAAUCCAUAUCUAUUCUGUAUAUAUCCUAUUGUUUCUUAGGAAAUGCUGUUCUUUGAAGCAUUUUUUCUGUGCAAAUGGAGGAAAAGAGCAAGCUAGCUGGGGAAGGGCUGUAGCUCAGUAGCUCUCUGUUGCAAGGAAACCUGUAAGAACUGUAGAAGCAGACUGGAAGAAACUCUCUCUUCCUUUUUAUUUACUUUUUUGUAUACUAAAUUCUAACCCUCGUGAUUCGUGGAUAAGCAAAGAGGAAGCAAUUAUUCAUCGUGUCCACAGAUGAUAGAAAAAUAUGCAAUGGUUUUAAAAUUAUAAAAAGGGAGUGAUUGGAUUAAGCUAGAGAGGAGACAACUGUCUAGCAAGUCAAUCCACUGUUCCCUGUGUCCGGUUUGGCAGAGACGGAUUUAGGACAGCGUGGCCAGUUCUGCCACGCUGGGUGCCAAGCCUAGGGGGCACUGCAGGACAUCACAACUAUGACAUAGUGAAUGGAGCAGAACAGAAGGUGAGAGGCAUGGAGAGGCUCCGAAUUUGGGGCUUUUACAGGGCGCUGCUGAAAUUUGAAGUCCAAAGUCCGCCCCUCAUGGGGAACCAAUGGCUCUUCCCAUGUUGCUCAACUCCAGUUCCCAUCAACCCCAGCCAGAAUGGCCAAGCAUGAUGGCAGCUGUAGUGCAACAGUAUCAGGAGGACCACUGAUUCCCCAUCCCUGGUCUAGGCUGACCAGGGUCUCCUUACGGGGAGUCUUUCCUAGCCCUACAUGGUGAAGCCCAGGAUCAAACCUGUGACCUUCUACAUGGAAAGCAGAUGCACCGCCACAGAGCUAUGACCUCUCCCCAUUGGUUGUAGGAGUGGAUAAUUGCCUCCAAUCUAACCAUGGUUUGCAAAAUUUACCCACGGCUGCACUUUAGACAUAGGAAUCUGCUUCAUACCAAGGAAGGUUGUUCGUUUAUCUUGCCCAGUGUUAGCUGAACUGACUGGCAGCAUCUUCCCAAGGUUCUCUUCCAUGAAUUUGUCCAAUCCUCUUUUAAAGAGGUUGGGGUUGGGGGUUGGGGGUCAUCACUGCCUCCUGGAGAAUUGGGUUCCAUAGUUUAAUUAUGUGCUGCAUAGCUGUGGUGCUCUGUCGUUUCCUGCUCAAGGUCUGUCCUGCAGCAAGUUGUUCCUGGGCACCAACCCAGCCUAGAUGGCCAUUGAGGUCCCUUCCACCUCUACAAUUUUAUGAUUCAGUGAAUCCCAGCGCACGGAGGAGCCACAGUGCGCAGCUCCCCCCACCUGAUGAGUCCACCUGAUGAGUCUCAUGAGACCAGGGCCCUGCAGGAUCUGAUUUCUUUCUGCAGGGCCUGUAAGACAGAGUUGUUCCACCUGGCCUUUGGCUUGGAAUCAACUUGAUCCCCUCCUCCUCUUACCUUUUUCCUUCUGUGAUGGAAAUCCUAUUUGGGGACUUCCCUGGCUUUUUUCUGGCCCACGUAGGACCAGUCUGGAUAGUUGGCCUUGGUGAAGAUUUGACGUUUCCAUCCCCAAAAAGUUUUUGAUUUGAGUUUCUACUGAACGGAGACUGCAUUUUAAUGUAUUUAAAUCAAUUGUUUUUAUAUCUGGUGUUAGCCGCCCUGAGCCCGGUCUUGGCUGGGGAGGACGGGGUAGAAAUUAUUAUUAUUAUUAUUAUUAUUAUUAUUAUUAUUAUUAUGCAUCUUGGCAUGUGUUAUCCCCAGGAAAGGAGCUGGGUUGCAAAAUCUCCUACAUAUCACCGUCCUCGUCAACAACUAGGCUGAGCUAUUUGGGGAGCUUGCAGAAUCUUUUCUGGUGCCUUCUGCGGAAAGUUUGAAAUGCCACCUGUGAUGGUUGCUUUUUGCCUUGAUGGGUAUCUGUAACAGGAGUCGCUUCCCUCCCAAGCCCACAGAUUCUCUGCUCCCCAGAGUAAUGAUGCAGUCAUCAAGAAGUACCUGUGCAAUUAAUCAAGACAAGUUUGCCUGGCUAAUGAGGCAAUUUGGAAAAGCUGUUUGUUCAACAAGGGAGAAAUGGCUGAUUAGUUGGUGGUCUCCUUUUCCUCCCUGCCUUGGGGGUUAAAGACUUCUGCCUUUGCACUCAGCAUUCCUGUGAAAUGACAUACUGUAUGCAAAAAUUAUCAUUUAGAUUUACCCUGAUUUUAGUCCCAUAAUGAGCAGGUUGCCUAUGCUUGUGGACUUUGUGCAGAUCUCAUUCUCACACUUCUGUCUGAUUCCACUUAUUGCUAUCAACCCUCCAAGAAGUCUGCUAGCCUCUAAAAGGGGCAUAUUUUUAGCCCGGCUUCUUAUAAGCUAUUUGGAAAGGCUAAAGAAAGAGUGAAUCUAUACUUAACUCAGAUGAUGGGGGGGAUAGGAUUUUGGAACAUGCCAUAUCAAAUGGCAGGUGGGUGCUGAUUUAUUUUUUUUAAGAACUUGGCUUCUAAAAAGCUAGCACCUAAAGCUUUAUCCUUGGUGUUCUAGUUUUCUGCAUGCAGGGAGUUUUCUGCAUUCAGAAAUGGAACUCAGCUGCAGUCUGAACUGGCAUAGUCCUCAGAAUCCAUCCACUUCAGUCAGCUACCUAAUGUGAGGAAGAGCCAUGACUCAAUGGUGGAGCAUGUACCAUAAAUGCAGAAUGCACUGAUUCAAUCCCCAACAUCACUCUCCUCUUUUCCAGGCUAAACAUACCCAGAUCCUUCAACUGCUCCUCAUAAGGCUAGUUUUCCAGGCCCUCCUCUGCACACAACCCGGCUUGUCUACAUCCUUCUUAAAUUGUGGCGCCCAGAACUGGACACAGUAUUCCAGGUGUGGUCUGAUCAAGGCAGAAUAGAGCUGGACUAGUACUUCCCUUGAUCGCUUAAUCUGGACACUAGACUGCGGUUGAUGCAGCCUAGAACAGCAUGAGCUUUUUCUUCCUCUGCAUCACCCUUGUUAAGCUUGUGGUCCACCAAGACCCCUAGAUCCUUUUCACAUGUACUGCUAGUAAGCCAGGUGUCCCCUAUCCUAUAUUUGUGCAUCUGGUUCUUCCUGCCUAAGUGCAGAACUUCACAUUUUUCCCUAUGUAUAAUGGAUAGUUGACCUAUACAUUACAAAGAAAAGGUGGCAAAAUGAGUUGCUAGAAUUCUGGACUGCAUGAUUUCAGAAUGCGAAAGGGUUGAUGAUGAUGAUGAUGAUGAUUAUACGAUGAUGAUGAUUAUGAUUAUACAGUGGUACCUCAGAUUAAGAACUUAAUUCGUUCCGGAGGUCCGCUCUUAACCUGAAACUGUUCUUAACCUGAAGCACCACUUUAGCUAAUGGGGCCACCAGGCCGCCGGAGCCCGAUUUCCGUUCUCAUCCUAAAGCAAAGUUCUUAACCCAAGGUACUAUUUCUGGGUUAGCGGAGUCUGUAACCUGAAGCGUCUGCAACCUGAAGCGUCUGUAACCCAAGGUACCACUGUACUGCCCUAUACCCACAGGUCUCGGGGCAGUUCACAAGAUAAAAUGACACAGGAUGGCUCAUAAUAUUGCAUCACCCGCUGCCUGUUGCACAGUUUUUCUACAUGCAAGGGAGCUUCUUUUUCCAUUUGAGGAGUCAUGGGGUGGAUGGAGGAGACAGAUGACAACAUUUAUAUGGCAGGCACAUCUUAAGCAGAUGUCAGUGUCAAUGGGAUGCUCCUUAAUUAUGCAGAUGGGCAUGCUUAAAUUCCUGGAAACCCUUGUAAAUCUCUGAUGAAGCCAUAAGGUAGCCCGUUCCCUUCUCUCAAGAGGGGCAGAGAGUCCUAUCUGGGGAUGAACCAGGAGCGAGUGCAACAGGCCAAACAUCUGGUAACUUGUAAGCUUUUAAUUGAAAAAGAAAGAAAGAAGCUGGGGAAGCAAGGUUGUCCGGAAUCUUUAUUGCUCCAUUUCACGUUCCCUGGGAUAUAUUUAACGGGGACAUUUUUAUCAGAUAGAAUAAGAGAUAAAAAGUGACUAGGCUAUUUUUAUACAGUCCGGCGGAGCGGACAUGACUCAGCGUUUACCUAUCUGGAAUAAGGAUUAAGGGAUCUGAGUUGGUGGAAAUGAAGAGGCCACAGUUGGCUGGAAAACCAAACAGCGAGAGAAUUGGAAGUGGUCCAGUCGCUUGUGCCCCAGGUUCUCUCGGGGUUUUCUGUCUCUGCAUCAGCCUGAUAGCUGGAUGGCCAGGAAAUACCAGCUCAGCAAGGAUCAGGUGAUGCAAGCAGCCCAAUAAGAUUCUUCCUGGUCCUAUAAAACAUCUGGCAUUGGCAUGGUUGCUUUGAUCUCUGGGUGCAUCUGUGGAGGUUUAAAUUAAGGCCAGCAGACAUGGUCCACACUCCAUGUAUUCUUCAUGUGCCGCCUCCAUGGGAGGUCCAGAGGGUGGCAACAUGAAUACAGGGCCUUAUCUGCAGUGGCUCCCCAUUUGUGGAAUGCUCUCCCCUGGGAGGUUCAGUUGGCGCCUUCAUUAUACACCUUUAGGCGCCAGACAAAAACAUUCCUCUUUAACCAGGUCUUUGGCGGAUUGAAAUUCAAUGCCCUUCAGGAGGCAGGGUUUCCUUUGUUGUUUUUGUUUUUAUCAUGUAUUUUGUGUUUUUAUGUUGUGAUUUUAUGCUGUAGCCAACCGGAGACCUUCAGGUUAGGGCUGUAUACAAAUUUAAAUAUAGUGGACCCUCGGCUUACCCAAGAGGGUAACGUAAACUUCGGGUUGUGAAAGCAGCAAACCCGGAAGUAUUUUUCCGGGUUCCGCCGCUUGUGCAUGUGCAGAAGCGCUAAACCGCACCGUGCGCAUGCGCAGCAGCGAUCCUCCAGUUGCGAAUUCCUCGGGAUGCGGCCAGACCUCCGGAACGAAUCCUCUUCACAACCGGAGGUACCACUGUAACAAUAACAACAAUAACAGCAUUCAGUGAACAUGUCAGCAAAAACAUGGUGUUUCUUCUCAUUCUCUCUCUCUCUCAUUCACUCUCUCUGCGAUGAACUAGCCAGGCCAUCAGCUUACUGUUCAGGAUUAAUGCUGCUUAUCUUUUCUAAUAUUACUUGUGGAUGGCUUAGAGAAGGGGUUAAGGGCCAUGACUCAGCGACACAACAUCUGCCUUGCAUACAGAAGCCCCAGGGGCAAUCUCUGGCAUCCCCAAGCAGGGCUGAGAGUGAACGCUGCCAGACACCAUGGAGAGCUGCUGCUGGCCAGUGUAGACAAUACUAAGUUAGAUGGACCUGUGACCUGACUUGCUGUGAUGCAGCUUCCUGUGUUGCAGGAGAUCUCACUGUCUUUGAGUGUUCUAGAUGCAUGUUAAGAAAAGAUGCCUGAUAGGGCAUCGUAGGCAAGGGUGCAAGUUCUCCUCCCCACCCCAGAUCACUGUACUAAGUGUCUUCCACGAGUCUUCUGAAGCAGGGAGCCACCUGUACACAUAGCAGCUUCAAAGCAUGGGACUGCUUUGAAAGAGGGUUCGACAAGCUCUUGGAGGAGCUAAUGGCUAUUAAGCCUGAUCGAUAAGUUCUGCCUCCACUGUCGGAAGUAGCUUCUUCUUCUUUGGCGAUCACUCGUAGCUGAGUAAGAUUGUCUUCCAUGAACACGGUCUUAACAGUGAUUCCGUAAGUGACUGUGGAGGCCAAUUCUGGACCCACACGUCCUUCCACAGUGGGGACAUAGGUUUCCGGGUGGGAGUUGAUCACGGUGUGGAUUUGCCAAGCAUGCCUUUCUCUUAGUACGUUUCUCCCUUUUAUCCUGAGUUCGAGUGUCUUCAAAGCCCAUGACACCUUUGGUAAAGGCUGUUCUCCAACUGGAGCACGCGCAGGCCAGUGUUUUCCAGUUCUCGGUGUUUAUACUACAUGUUAUUUACUGAAGUUCUCACCCUGGGCCAGCAGGGGGAUACUGUAAAUAGUUUUCACUCAGGUCCACAUAUACAAAUAAGGAAUUGAAAGUGACGUUCAGUGAUUGGAUAGUUACAGAAAGUUGUUACUGUUGCCUUGUAGUUGAGCUCUAUAUAAGCAGGUUGGCUGAACCCUUCCAAUUCAGUUCAUUUCUGGCCUGUGAAUAAACAAGAGCUGUCUGAAGAAUCGCUGUGUCGUCUGAUAUGUUCACCCACAACCUAACACUACAGUUUUUUAGAUUUGCCUUGAGAGAGUCUUUAAACCUAUUUUGUUGACCACCAGCAUUACACUUUCCAUUUUUAAGUUUGGAAUAGAGUAGUUGCUUUGGAAGGCAAUAAUCAGGCAUCCACACAACAUGACCAGUCCACUGAAGUUGAUGUUGAAGGUAGCAUGCUCCUGAGCACCAGUGGCUGGAAACUACAGGGAGUAGGAGAGCUUCUGUUGCAGUCAGGUCCUGUUUGCAGACUUCCCAUAACAGGUAUCUGGUUGGCCACUGUGAGAACAGAAUGCUGGACUAGAUGGGCUAUUGGCCUGAUCCAGCCAAUCUUGUGCUCUGAUGACGUCACCCCGUGGGUCAGGAAGCAAAGACUGGCUGCGCUUAAAACAACAAAAGCAUCAUGACACUUUUGAAAAUAAACAGAAUUUAUUUGUCGUUCUGCCGGCAGCUGAAGACCUCCUUAUUGCAAUAGACUUUGAGGAACUGACUGCUUUUAAUGAAAGGGCUGGUGCUGUGCUGUUUUCAUUGUAAUUAUCCGCAAUAUCGCAUAGACUAAUAGAAUCGUAGAACUGGAAGGGACCACGAGGGUCAUCUAGUCCAGCCCCCUGCAAUGCAGGAAUCUUUUUGUCCAAUGUGGGGCUGGAACCCACAACCCUGGGGUUAAGAGUCUCCAGCUCUACCAACUGAGCUAUCCCUGAUGCGCUGACCCAACACAAGGUGGGUUAAUGUCCUUUUAAGUGGGGAGAUGCAGCUGGUGCAAUCCAGCUUCUGAUUCCGCCAUUGUUUACCUGUCCAGUAUUCCCUUUGUGUGUGUUUUUAAUUGACUCUGCUGGAACAAAUAGAAUUAUCCAACACACUAAUUUAUUCCCACCACCUUCAGGAAUGAAAAGAAAGGGGGCCAGGAUGAUAAACAGGAAAGCUUCUGAGCUACUCAAGUGAUGGUGCCUGUAGAGUUUUAAUUGUGAAGCUGUUCCCUGGAGUGGAUAUAUAUUCUCUCUCUUAAAGCCCAGCAUUGUUGCAGAAAUAGAUGGACUCAGAAGGGCUAAGCAGCCUGAAUUUACAGCCUGCCAGCUGAAAGGGGACUUUUAUUUGAUGGAGGUAUUGUGCCCAAAGAAAUAUAGCUUGCCAUCAAAGCCAUUUGUUGUCCUGCGCUUUGGAAACGGAAUGUCCCCCUUUAAAAUGUUUUAACACCGAGCCAUCCACUCUGGAAGGGAGUAAUUAAAUUAAAUUUGGGGACUAUUGCAUGGUAUAUUAAUUCCUGAUUAUACCCCGGCGAGCCAAGAAAUAGCGAAAAUUGGUUGGAAAGCUUCGGAUCGGAAGGAAGUUGCUUAAGGCACAUAUGAUAAGGCAGGCUUAUUUAUACAUGCCUUUUCCUAAGCAUAGAAAGCGUUUUGGGCCAUCUUUCCCCAAAAGGAAGGUCUGAGCCAGCACAGCCUCAUUGCAGUCAAAAACAUCUGGAGGGUACCUGAUUAGAGAUCUUUAGCCUUUUGGUUUAAGUCAUUGAGGAUGCUCUAAGGCAGACUGGAUUUUCUUGGUAAAGGUAAAGGGACCCCUCACCAUUAGGUCCAGUCGUGACCAAUUCUGCGGUUGCGGCGCUCAUCUCACUUUAAUGGCCGAGGGAGCCGGCGUACAGCUUCCGGGUCAUGUGGCCAGCAUGACUAAGUUGCUUCUGGCGAACCAGAGCAGCGCACGAAAACACCGUUUACCUUCCCACCGGAGUGGUACCUAUUUAUCUACUUGCUCUUUGACAUGCUUUCAAACUGCUAGGUUGGCAGGAGCAGGGACCGAGCAACAGGAGUUCACCCCGUUGCGGGGAUUCGAACCGCCGACCUUCUGAUUGGCAAGUCCUAGGCUCUGUGGUUUAACCCACAGCGCCACCCGUGUCCCAAUAUUUUCUUGGUAUUUCCCCCCUUUUUCUCCCUUUUAAAAUAACAACCACACAAACAGUCUUGUAAAAGGGGAAAAAAUAACAUUCACUCAGAAUACUUGCUGAAGAGAAACAGAUACAGCAGAUUUGUUCAGGCAGCCUUAAAAUGGUAAUUCAGUUGCAAAGACAUACUGUACUUAAGUCUAGUUAGAAAUGGUGUCUGAGCUUGGAACUCAAAUAUGUAGAUGUUCUCACGUCGCUUGCUGAAGAGGAAGAGGGUGUUCCCAAGCAGGUUGGACCUAACAGUGCUGGAUUUAGGUUUGACGAGACCCUGAGCUACUGAAGGUAAAGGGGCCCUUUAUAGGUCCAGCGCUGUCCUUUGUCAACAACAAAUUGUCGCUGUUUUUUUGUGUUGAAUAUAUGCUAUAUGGUAAUUUAUGGACCUAAUAGGUAUCUAAAGCCAUUUGCACAUGCAGAAUGUAGGCACCCUGUAUAUAGAAAUGAGCAGACCAGUGAUAUUUUAGGGAGCAGGCUAGCAGGCAGGGUCCAUUACUUACAUCACAGGAGCCUACACAAUACGAAACACUGUUGCUGUAGGUAGGUUUUAUUUUAUUUGGUUUUUUUAUCUUAUAUUUCGGAAAUGUACAUCCAGUUUUUUUCCUUUAAUUUUUUUGGGGGCCCCCAAGAGAGUGGGGCCCUAAGCUAUAGCUUGUUUAGCUUAUACGUAAAUCCGGCACUGGGCCUACACCCUUCUCUUGUCGAGACACAGCAACUCUCACAGAAACUCUGUGAGUUUCAGUUCCUGUCAUGUGUCUACCCAGCAAUACAUGAAUUUGGCUGCACUUUAAAUAUCCCACAACUGUGGCACUAGGAUAUUGGAUAGGUCAGGGGCCCUUUGGUCUGCUCCAGCAGCCGGGAUCAUCUUCUGCUCUUGCAUUCUUAAUUAUGCUAUGCGUGCGCCUAAUAUUUUUAUGCAACCACCACACGCAGUAUGCAACAAAUCUAAACGAUUAAAAGAGCACCAUACAAACCAGGACCAGCCCAAGACAUAUUACGGGCCUGGGGAUCAUUCAGAGGGAAAUCCCCAGGUGUCAAAAAAGGCUGUUUAUAUAUGCCACUACUGCGGCCCUUGUUUUGUCAGCCCCAAAAUGGAAAACGAGCGAGGUCCCAGCCAAAGAAGAAUGGCAACUUAUACUGAUGGAAUAUGUGCAGCUUGCUGAUCUAAUUUAUAGAAUAAGAGGAAAAGGAGAGUAUACGUUUAAAGAAGACUGGGAAAUGUUUAUUGAGUAUAUGGGUGAAAAUUGUGUAUGUUUGAAAACGUUGGCAGCUUUAAGAUAAAUUCAACUGUGUAAAUAAGUUUUGAUGGAUGUAAAAAUAGAAUACUGAAUGAUUUAGUAGGGAUUUAUGGCAUGCAAACUGAACCAUGGAAAGAGAAGGGAAGUCACUGAUAUUUUUAGGUUGUUUAAAUGAAUAUUCUAAAAUGUAAAAUAGAAAAACUUAAUAGAAAAUAUACAAAAAGAAAGAAAGAUAUGUUACAGGCCAAUCUGAAAAUGAUGCUCGUUCCUUCCCCAUUCCAUGCAGACCAGCUAACCGGACUAGCAGCCAAGUUGAGCGGCAGAGGAUCUGUUUUGCAUGUAGUAGAUCCCAAUUUUGGUUCCUGGCAUCUCCAGGUACAGCCAGAAGUGACCCUGCUCUAAAACCCUGCAGAGCCUCUGCCAGUCAGUGCAGACAAUGCUUAGCUAGAAGGAACAACGCUCUGACUUGUACUAAGGUAGCUUCCUGCUUUCCAGUGCAUCUGAUUUCAAUCCUGGUGACAGGACAGCACUUCCCACCACACCUGACAGCAAGACGCUUGAUUAGAGGCCAUGCAGUGCAUGCAAAGCUCUGGCUCUCCAGUUCCUCCCUACCGUUUCCCGCCUGUCCCCCCAGCAUCUCCCACCUGAGGCAAACAUCUUGUUCUGUCUAAUGGUAGGGCCGGCCCUUCCAAUGAUUCUAUGGUGCUUCCAUGGGUAGGGAAGAAUGAGGGCAGGCCAUUGACACGAAUAACACCCCCCUCACCCACAUGCUCAGCCAAAACUUGGGAAAGAGGAAGACACACAAUAAUCAUUUGCCGCACUUCCCACUUGUUACAAUUUUAUUCCAUCUUUCCUGAUAAACGCCCUUAGCUUCACCACAGUCCUGCGAGGAAGGUCAGGUUGCGAGAGGUGAUGACCUCCUCAUGAACAUGCUUUAAGCUUUGUGGCUGAGUGCCGAUUUAAAUUUGGGGAUAAUCCGGCACUCUCCAGCCACCCCCAGCAGAUGGCAACCUCCCUAGAAGGUUCCUGUCCUUUGCCCCCUGUUCCCCAGAUUGCAGUUCUACCAAUCCAAAGGCUGCCACUGCAAAACAGAGAAAGCCGCAUUUCGUAAUGCCCGGUAAUUUAUUGGCACAGCAAAGGGCAGGCAUGACUCGACUGGAGGAAACGGCUCUUUAAUGCUAAUCCUUAUGGAUAGCUCUCUCUGUUGAUGCCGUCUUUCACUAAUACGUUUGGUCGAAAGCCAGAGAUCUGUAGCCUCCAACAGUAACACCCACAUGCCUGCGCGCACAAUAUCCCGCUGGCAGGUAGCAAAAUAGAAAAAGGCAUUUCUUCUGUCUUCCGUGCCCUUCAAGAAUUCUCAGCUUUGCAACAGACACAAGCGGACUCUUGGAAUAAUGCAUCUUGCAGAGCAUUCUGAUUAUUAGGAUGAGGAAAUCCAGGGAGCCAGAAGGUGCUGGGAAUGGGACUUGGGAAGCCAAGAUGGUUAAUGACCCCAUCUUCCUUUUCUCCACUGCUAGCGGGAGGAGACGUUGGUUCUCUUCACUGGACCUCAGUUUUCCCCAUCUGUAAAAUGGCAAAAACGCCGCCUGCUCCUUGGUGCACGGUGUAGGAAUCCCGGUGAGAAAAAUCUAAAGCUGGCACAUUAGGGCCACCUCACCGCUAUGCCCUCUCCCCACACCAAUUCGCAUCGCUCACAGUGCGUUUGAUGUGUGCCAGGUCAGACCUUUGGACUUGAGCGCGGGGAAAACUUUGAGUCAAAUGUCUCCUUCAGCCAACCUGCCCAAGAUGGAGCUCUCCUUUUAUUUCCUCCCUUCUUCCCAGUCUUUCUUCCUCCUCCUUCUUCCCUUGCUCAAGACUCUCUUUUCCUGUCACCUGGCAACCUUCCAAAUUCCCAGUCCCUGCUCACAUCUCAGUACUCUCCCAUUGCCAAUGGCCCUCAAUGUCCCUUUAUCGUUUCUUAAUAGCUUGGCCAAGUCAUUUUGCAUAGGCUAUCCCAGGAAUUCCUCUGCAGCUUGUAUUUCACAUCCCAAAUGAUCAAAAUCCUACCAUUUAUUAAUUUCUAGGGCUUGGGGGCAGGGCUUCCCCUUCAAAUCUAUAACACCAUAUAUGCACACACAUAUACAAACAUUACACUGUCAACCUCCCUGUGAUCCUCAGGAAAGGGCCAAAUAUAAAAUUAAUAAACCAAGUUUUAAAAUAAUACAUAUACACAGACAGGUGACAGUCACAUAUCCCUCUGUCUUUCAUAUAUAUAUAUAUAUAUACACACACACACACACACACACACACACACACACAUUUUUAUUAACAAUUUCCACAUAACAAAUUAUCAAAUCAAAUCUUCAUUAUUUCCGCCCCCCUUUUUCCCUCCCCCCUCCCUGACGAACCCUCCCUCCCCCCAAGACUUCCUUCAGCUCCUCUCUCUGAUUUCUCAACUCAUGCUGUUCUCUGCAUACUGUAAAAUUGUAUACAUCCUUUUAUUAUCGAUCUACUUAAUAGAUAAUAAAUUAUCUAUCAACCCUUAAUAAAUGUGUGUAUGUUUAUUCGAAACCUGCCAAGGAGUCCAGUUCAUUUUGUUGUCUUUUUAAAUAAUUUGUAAAAAGUUCCCAUUCUUUUUUGAAGUCACAGUUGUCCUUCUCUCGCAGUUUGUAUGUCAGUUUCGCCAGUUCUGCAUAGUUCAUCAAUUUUUCUUGCCACUGUUCCUUUGUUGGGGUUUCCUCAUUCUUCCAUCCUUGGGCUAUCAAGACUCUUGCCGCUGUUGUAGCAUACAUAAAUAAAUUCUUUAUUUUCCUUGGAAGGUCUUGUCCUACAACCCCUAACAAAAAUGAUUCUGUUUUUUUUACAAAUGUCAUUUUAAACAUUUUCUUCAAUUAAUUAUAUAAUAAUUUAAUAAUAAUUUAUUAUUUAUACCCCACCCAUCUGGCUGAGUUUCCCCAGCCACUCUGGGUGGCUUCCAAUCAAGUGUUAAAAACAAUACAGCAUAUAUAUAAUUUCCCAGAAUUUUUUAAUUUUUCUGCAUUCCCACCACAUAUGGUAAAAGGUCCCUUCCUUUUCUUUACAUUUCCAACAUAUGUUUGACCCAGUUUUAUACAUUCUUGCUAUCUGUACUGGUGUUAUAUACCAUCUGUACAUCAUUUUCAUGUAGUUUUCUUUCAAAAGAGAACCGUCUGUAAAUUCUAAAUCUAUUUUCCACAAUUUUCCCCAAUCUUCAAGCAAGCAAGAGGCAUUAUUGCAGUUUGGGGACAUAUUCCAGGCAGGCAAAAGCACCCAGGGAUGUCACAGAGCAGGGCAGGGGGUGGGUAGAGGGUGGCCUAGGGAGGCUCUGGGUGUGUGUGUUGGUAAUAACCGCUCCCCACAUUAAAUGGGGGGCACUUUUGUGUGGUCAGCGCAGCAGCCGGGACCCUGUGAGGCACCAUUAGCACAGGCUUGGCUUUGCCUUCCCCAGGUGGGAUACCUGGAGGUCUCCGCUACUUCAGUCAGUUGCCCAAUCCUGCCUGGGGAGGCGUUGCCAUGGUGAUCAGGCCAGGUAGGUGGAGGGACCACCCUGCCCACACAAUAGGGGGAGAAUCUUACCUGGAAAUCAUCAGUCGGCUCCAGACCUUCUCCCACCCUACCCAUCCUCAGUUAAGACUUCUUUUGCAGGUUAACCUCUUCUCCACAGGUACGCGGGUGCUGCUACGUCAAGGUCUCCGUUGAAGGGCCGGAAAGGAAUUCUCCUGCAUUGGCAGGUUUGCCUUUCCCGUAGCAAAACGUCACAACUUUGGCGGUAUCAGGCCUUGGGUGGAGUCCUUUAGUCUAUCUUCCCUGAAUUGGGCGGGGCAUGCAGCAGUGACCCACACCCCCCUUGUAUUUGCGGCAGUGAUACCAGGGUUCCCCAUUAAAGGGGUUGUUUGAGGAGAGGCUUUGGCCGUACACCUAGAGGUUGUCAUUGCUCUCCUCUGCAACGGCGGCGUAAUGGGGGCGGGCUCUCUCUGCUUGAACAUAUGUUCUCCAGAGCCAGCCCAUUCACCACACACACUCUGGAUAAACCUGAUGUUCCCCAGAUCCCCAGUGGGGGACUGGGAGGGAUAAAUGCCCAAUGCCUGAGCCAAGGUCUACCCACAUCUGAAACAUAAGAAAUGGGAUCCUCCUAAUAGAGGGUCCUGGUUGCGCGCGGGCCCCCAGGGCUCUCCCCUACAGGGUUAAUUUGUGGGGGAGUAGCUAAAAGGUCCUGGCCAUAGCCCUGGGAUCAUGCCAGACUCUUUUAGCCAAUCGCCAGGGGGUGGCGUGAUCCCACUGGCUUUUAAAUCUGGCAGCGUGAUGCAAGAUGGGGCACUUGCUUCUUGCUGCUGAACAGCCUUCCUCCCUACCUAGAAUUAAGCAGUGUCGCUUGACCUUGCUUUGGUUGAGGUCGCCUGUUUUGGAACAGGGGCUGGGUAUGAAUUUUUCCAUUUGGCAAAUUGGCUGUAGCCACUUGGUUUUCGCCUACCCCUUAGCAAAUCGUCUACAACUUGUAAGGUGGCGGUUAGGCAGUCGCUCAGUUGGAUUGUGGGGAGGGGAGGUGCGGCCAUCACCUGCCCCUCCAGGAACUGGGUAUUCCGUUAAAGGAAUCUGGGGGUCCUGGAUCUCGUCCGAAGUCCGCUUGAGGGGCUAGGGCCAUGCCAGGACCACAGGGACCCCAGGGUGAGCUUAGGUUGGUCCUCAUCAACCUAGCCCCUUCGUUUGAUUUACCCCAUUGGACGAUCACCCUGAGAGGUGGAGUCAGUCAUAGUGGGAAGUCAAUGCCUAAGCCAAUACCGCUCACAUGAUUGUAUUUCCAUAAAGUUGUGGCCAAAAUUUGCCCAAAAACUUAAAACUAAAAUAAGUGUCCAUGUGAAGUUAUUUUCAGGGGGUGGGUCCUGGGGACCUAGCAGUGCAAAGUUGUAGCCAAUUGUAAUCCCAUGGCACGUUGUGUUGAGUCGUUAUUCCACACGGGGGCCGCCCAGGGUUUGGGGGACUCUGCCUGUCUACACAAAUAGGCCUGGAGAGCUGCAUUUGGACCCGGGCCUGGGGUUCUGCUCCACUACUCUGGAACAAUCUGCUUUAGGCAGGUUCCCCGAGCUCUUUGGUAUUUCUGCUCGCGGGGUCUUUUUCCGAGAGAAUUAUCAUACAGCUUAAGAGGGUGGCUGGCAAGCGGAGCAGGCACAGCGCCAGCCCACUUCGAUAACAAGACCGGACGGGAUGUUUUGGAAAGUGCCUCCUUUGCAUUACCGUUUUUAGCCUUUGAUCUGCUUUCCCAUUGGAAAUAUGAUGCGGUUUCGGAGGGAGGGUUGCUGGCUUUGGGUCAGAAUGCGGAGACAAAGGAGAGUCGUUCCUUUCAGCCGUACGGGGCAUUGCUCGUCGUUCAAGAGCUGUGAGUCAGAAAUAAGAAUAGAAACGUCUUUAAAUUUUGAAGGCUUUUCUAAAAAGAAAAAGAAAAAGGGAUUGACCGACCCAAUAUGUUUUAUUCAAAUGCACAUCAUGGGAGGUCAGCGUUUAAUUGCACAGAGCAGCUAGUGGUUCUGAGCAUGUGGAAAGAGCCAUUCAGAACUAGGUGGGCACAGAGUAGGAAUGGGGAAAUGGAUCGGACCACCUUAUUACUGGUGCUUGCAAAGACCCCCACACUGUCCUUUGAAGCCCUGGCAAUCACCAAAGAGUCGGGGCUUCAAAGCACCUUUGCAGGCUCCACUUAUCAGCUGAUCUGCAAGGUCUGCAACUCCCUCUGGGGCCCAGCUGUGACUUUACUUGCCCCAUAUAUGACAUCAAGCAUAGGGCAGGUGUACGGGGCUGGGCCAAAAUGGCCUGGUGACCCUGAUUUGGCCAGAGGUUCCCCACCCCUGGCACAGCACGGGCUCUGGGGUUGCUAGGGAUACUCUCCCCCAACCAAUCACCCCAUGAGCUAUGGGGUGGCUCUGAAGGUUUGACUAUACUGGGGUUGACAUAUUUCAAAAAGUAAUAACCAGCACACCCCAAAAGUUGUUGAGCUUUUACAUAAAUGCCAAAAAUCGUUUUGAAAUCCCAUAUGGCAACCCUAACUGUGCAUGACUUUCAUGUUUGUGUGUGACCCCUUAGACCCAUGUAAGAUGAUGGAUUUCUGCAUAUUCUUUCUUGUACACGUUACUUAGCUAGAGAACUGUAUCGCAAAAUUUGUGCAGAUUUCAAAGGGUGGCUGUGUUUCAGUUUGCAUUUUCUUUUGAAUUGUUACGUUCACCUUCAAACGUGAACUGCACCAAAUUUCUCCUCCAUCCUCCUGAUCUGGGAAUGGGCGAGGGUGUCGGUUUCAUUUUCUCUGAGUUUCUCAUUUUUCCUGUCCGUAUGCCACAUUUCCAUAACAGUUUGCAAGAGGCCUCUUCCAUCAGCAACCCGAUCCUUUCAGCUUAGGUUAUGAGUUGGAUGCCUAUAGUCUAGUUCUCAUUUGGGCUGGUCUAUCCUGCUUCAGACUGCAGUUGAUGUGACUGGAUGCUUGUGUGUGUGUGCUCACGUGCAAAUAGAAUUCUAGCAUUUUACAGAAGAGAGUUCUAAUCUCGCCUUCUCCUUGACCUGCUAGCUUUCUACUUGCAAGGAAUUACAGAAUUUACCAUAAGCGCCACAAGUACACAUGCACACUCAGGGCAAGAGAUGUGCAUGCAUGUGCAAAGCCCCCAUACAGUCUGACUGAGUUCAGAAACAGGAGAUAGAGCAGUGCUUGAUCCUCAGCCUUUCACAGUCCUGUGGAAGGGAGUAGAAGCAGCUGCUGACAUUUGCAGACCAAACAUGCCCAAUUAGAGUGUCAAGGAAAGUUCUCAAAACUUGUAAUUACAAUUGCCCAGGUGCGACUGGCCCCAAUCAAAAUACGCUUUAUGUUUUCCAGCCUUUCAAAUGUCAAGACCAGUGAUCAAGGUAAAAAAAUCUUCUGGUUUGGGGUUUUGAAAUUGCUCCAGAUUUUUUCUCAAAGAUAGCAGUCUCCCCGAAGCCCUUUCUUAUGCCAGAAUUGAGGAGAGGAAGAAUGUGCCGAUAGGAGACUCGUAUCUAAGGAUAACUGGCAGGCAAAAGUCAAUCUUAGCCCACGGCUGUGUGAAAUCCUUGCAUAGCUAGGAGAGGUGAGAUAAUCUGACUCAGUCUCUUAGACUGGUGUGGUCAGCUGUCCAGACUAGAUGAUAGCAACAGAAUCCAAAGCCCAGGUCUUAGCAAAAGAGGAGAGCUCUGAAUCUUCUUAGAAAACGUAGCUCCAUUUGCUUUCGUAAGCAAACUUUGCUGGCCGUUUUUCUCCUGGGUCAAAUUUCAGUUCCUCAUUUGUUAAGUUCAAUGUGCUCAAUUUCUGCAUCCGUUUGCAAUGUUUUUAUACGAGAAGAACUUUCACGAAAGUGCGUGCAUUUUCUUGUCUAUUUCUCUCAACUGAAAAUGCACUUUGGAUACACUUUUGACCAGUGCUUUUUUUCCUGGGGGGACACAGGGGGACGCGUGCCCCUAAACAUUUUGUGAAUCUUCCUACUUUUGUCCAUUUACUGUAUUUAUUUUUCCUGAUUUGAACUAUAAAAUGGUGAUUUUCUUGAGUCAAAAUGAGAGUACCCCAUAAGUGUUUGGUUUUUUUAGAAAAGAAAAGAAAAAGCACUGCUUUUGAUUAACACAUGUAUUUUUGCACACAUCCUUUGGUUGGAUAACUGCACCGCAAAAUUCAGAGAAGGGUGAACUUCACAUAUUGAUUUGGGAAGUGUGGGUCUUUCUCCCUAAUUCUCCCUCUUCCCUGAGCCAACUUCAGGGGGGUGAAGGGAGUGGAGGAGAAGGAACAAAGCCUAAGGAAAGGAGCUGAAUAUCUGGUCUGAUGACUCGAAAUGGUUCCCUACCUGCUGUUCUAAGAAUAUAAGAAGAACCCUACUGGUUGAGAUACAAGGUCUACCUCAGGGGUCAGCAAACUUUUUCAGCAGGGGGCUGGUCCAUUGUCCCUCAGACCUUGUGGGGGGCCAGACUAUAUUUUGGGGGGGAGGUGAAUGAAUUCCUAUGCCCCACAAAUAACCCAGAGAUGCAUUUUAAAUAAAAGGACACGUUAUACUCAUGUAAAAACACCAGGCAGGCCCCACAAAUAACCCAGAGAUGCAUUGUAAAUAAAAGGACACAUUCUCACAUUCUACUCAUGUAAAUACAUGCUGAUUCCCAGACCAUCCAUGGGCCGGAUUUAGAAGGCGAUUGGGCCAGAUCUGGCCCCCGGGCCUUAGGUUGCCUACCCAUGAGAUACAAGGUCUACCUCAGGGGUCAGCAAACUUUUUCAGCAGGGGGCCGGUCCACUGUCCCUCAGACCUUGUGGGGGGCUGGACUAUAUUUGGAAGGAGGAAAUGAACGAAUUCUUAUGCCCCACAAAUAACCCAGAGGUGGAUUUUAAAUAAAAGCACACAUUCUACUCAUGUAAAAGCACACUGAUUCCUGCACCAUCUGCGGGCCAGAUUUAGAAGGCCCCUGGGCCUUAGUUUGCCUACCCUUGUCUACCUAGUCCUGCAUCCUGGAUCAAGGCAGAUGCCGCCAGAAAGUUCACAUGCAGGAAAUGAAAAGAGCAGGGACCUCACCAUGAACUUCACCCUGGUUCUCUUAGAAUGGCAAUGGCGCCCAACUGAGAUGGGCCAGAGCUGAGCUCUAGUGAGCUCUGGCUGAAAAAGGAAAAGCCCUGGGAGUGGGUCUUCGACCCCCUGUGACCCCAGGCAACUACAGUACAGGGUAUAUUGCAUGCAAAGACAGAUUGCACAGAACGGUGAUCUACUCCCCCUCCACAGAUUUAUCAAGUCAUUUAAAAAGCUGCCCGCAUAGCGAUCAUCACAACAUUUUGUGGCCUUGAUGUCUAAAAACUAAAGCUUAGUUGAAUCAAUAAGUGUCCUUGUAGAAACAGAGGAAUCUGCAUUUGACCAAGUCCAUCUAGUUACGGUUGCCAUAUUCCCAAAAGUGAAAACCCGGACAGAGUUGUUGAGCUUUUCGGGUGGGGCAUCUUUUCAUUUGAUUUGAUCUGUUUUAUUUUUCCAGAACUUUUUUUAUUAAAAAAAAUAGUCCUACUUCUUGUUGUACGUAUUUUUCUGAGUGAUUCCAAGACAUAGCUGGGAAAACCUGGAUGUUUGGCCGCCCUAAUCUAGUUCAGCAUUGCUUUCUGCUUGUUGACCUUCAGGUGUUGUUGAACUAGACCAUUGGGCCUGGUGGGGGGUUGGUAUCCACACCAUGGGGGUGUUGAAUGGUCACUUUAUAAUGUGAAGGUUCAUUAUUGCUUCACAAGUUGUGUAUGUCUUUAAGGGCCAGGGCAGAUAACGAGACCCAGUCUUGCAACUGUGUAACAUAGCAGGUGCUGCUAGGUUGUGUUAAUUAAGCUGUGUUGGCAAUUGGGUGUUGUAUAUAAGGAGCAGCACCUAGCUCUCCCAUUACCCUGGGGGAUGGGUUGGUGGUUAGGUCUGGUUUGUUGUUGAUGUAUUUAGUGUAUAAGGAGUUUUUGUUUUUGUUAUUAAAACCUUGUUUAAGUUAUUUUUGAGUCCCUUUUUAAUGCAUGGUCUCCCCAGCAAGCUCUCUGCAGCGCUACUAAACUGCAAAUAGCCAACAGGGGGGGCUGCUGCAGGUUACAUGCCAUGAACUUCACCACAGAUUUCCCUAACCUUCAUGUGGUCCUUUGCACCACAACGCCCAUCAGCCCCAGCAAAUCCAGCAUUGUAGCCCAAAGCAGCUGGAGAAGAAGGCUAGUCCAUGCUGAAUGGCAGCUAUUCUGCAGGCAGUUAUUUAUUUCUUGCAUUUUAUAUCCCACCUUUUCUCCCACGGAGCUCCAGGCAGCAUACAUGGUAUAUUCCUCCACCCUCCUCAUUUAAUUGCCACAACAAACAACCCUGUGAGGUAGGUUAGGCUGAAAGGCAGUGAGCAGCCGAAGGUCACCUAGUAAGCUUCUUUGCCGAGUGGGGAUUCGAACCCUUGGCCUCCCAAGGUCCUAGCCUGACACUCCAACCACUGUACUUCUUAAUGCUAUACUUUCCCAGCAAAAUGUGAUGUGAGCAAUAGCCCUCCCUUUGACUGUCCCGAUUCGCUUUCACGUCCUACUUUGAGGAGCAAAUGGAAGAUUUCCUUUGAGCCGCACUCUGCCCUGAUUCACAGAGUGUGACCCCCACACUUAUCUUUUCUUUACACUCCCCCCCCCUCCAAAUGCAAAUGCCUUUUUGCCGUUCCCUAUUAGGAAAUGUGUACCAAAAGCUCUCUCUCCUUUCCUCUGCCCUUUCCGGAACCUCUUCCAGGGCUGCGAAGCAACAUCCUUUUUCGAGAGCCUUUUGCAAACAGAACUGCUCGUGGCAUCCGCGUGUGGGCUGUGUCAUAAAUUUAUGUAAUGGCAUCAGAUCUGCUGCUUCGCAUUCAGUCCUUUUUGCUAACAGUAUGCUUGCCUUUUCCAUUGCUGUAGCAGAUGGCUUUGAUGUCGUGCUCCCCCCCCCCCGCCCACCAGCCUCUUCAACCCUUUACUUGGCAGCUAUUCAGGAAAAGGACUUAGAAUGGGAGCCCAUUAUUACACUGGCACUGCCCGCCGGGUCCAGCUGAAACGCUUAAGCUCUGCAGUUGGAGUUGAUAUUCCUCCACAGGCCCAAAGUUGCUUUCAUACCCUCUUGGUGAAUAGAUCCCCUGGCCAGUUCUCCCAGCCCUUGAUCACAAGCUCAGCGUGAGUCAAUAGUGUGAUGCAGCAGGAAAAGGAAAUGCUACUCUAGACUGCAUCAACAGAAGUCUAGAGUCCAGAUCAAGGGAAGUAAUAAUAGUUCCACUCUAUUCUGCUUUGGUCAGACCACACCUAGAAUACUUUGUCCAAUUCUGGGUACCACAAUUGCAGAAGUGUGCAGAGGAGGGUGACCAAGAUGAUCAAGGGGCUGGAAACCAAGCCGUAUGAGGAAUGGUUGAAGGAGUUGGGUAUGUUUAGCCUGGAAAAGAUGAGACUCCCAUGGACUGCAAGAAGAUCAAACCUAUCCAUUCUUAAGGAAAUCAGCCCUGAGUGCUCACUGGAAGGACAGAUCCUAAAGCUGAGGCUCCAGUACUUUGGCCACCUCAUGAGAAGAGAAGACUCCCUGGAAAAGACCCUGAUGCUGGGAAAGAUGGAGGGCAGAAGGAGAAGGGGAUGACAGAGGACGAGAUGGUGGGACAGUGUUCUCAAAGCUACCAGCAUGAGUUUGACCAAACUGCAGGAGGCAGUGAAAGACAGGAGUGCCUGGCGUGCUCUGGUCCAUGGGGUCACGAAGAGUUGGACACGACUAAAUGACUAAACAACAAACAACAACAAGAGGAGACUGAGAGGAGAUAUGAUAGCCAUCUUCAAAUAUCUCAAGGGCUAUCACAAAGAAGACAGAACAAGCUUGUUUUUCCUCCUCUGGAAGGUAGGACUUGAACCGAAGGCUUCAAGUUACAAGAAAGGAGAUUCCAACUCAACAUCUGGAUUAACUUUCUGAUGGUAAGAGCUGUUUGACAACGUAACUCCAAGUGAAGAAUCAGACCUGACUGGUGUCACAAUUGACUGCCUAGUGUCCUGAGCUACAGAUUGACUAUGAAAUCAAGGAAGCUGUAGCUUCACGGCCCCAAAUCCCACCUAGUCCAUGUUGCUUAAAAAAUUGGGUCCAGCCAAUCUGAUUUGAGUCAAAUGGAUCAAUUUUUUCUCAUCUUCAUUUCUACCACCACAACAAUAGAGAGUCUGUUGCACAGGUGCUGCCAAGACUAUCUGUUGGCCGGUCCGCAAAAGAGUGUCUAAAUUCUUCCUGCACCUUGUCUCUUGAAAAGGACCUUGCUAGGAAGUGAAUAAGUCUCUGGACAUGGAUAAGUUCUUCCAAAACCAGAAAAAAAAUAGUAUUUUGUAAAAAUUUCUUUGUGCAGUAUGUAGUAGCUUCUCGUACAACUUACCUUCUUUGGGCAUGAACUUGAUUUGCUCAGAAGUGAAGCCAUUUUCCAGACAGACAACUUGUACCUUUAAGAAUGUUGGACAGUGAUCUUCUUAUGGAAAAAAAAACAUGGAAUUUUGGGGCACAUUAAAGUAUUAAGCAAUCUCCCCCUAACAUGGUUCCUGCUUUUGGAUUACAUCGCCCAUCAGCUUCCAGUCAGCACAGGGCUGGCAUAAGCUUUCAUGAACUAGAGUCAACUGAAGGCCACAAAAGCUUUUGCCGCAAUUAAAACACCAGUCUACAGUGGUACCUCGGGUUAAGUACUUAAUUCGUUCUGGAGGUCCGUACUUAACCUGAAACUGUUCUUAACCUGAAGCACCACUUUAGCUAAUGGGGCCUCCUGCUGCUGCCACGCCGCCGGAGCACAAUUUCUGUUCUCAUCCUGAAGCAAAGUUCUUAACCCGAGGUACUAUUUCUGGGUUAGUGGAGUCUGUAACCUGAAGCGUAUGUAACCUGAGGUACCACUGUUUUAGUAUUAGUGUUCGUAUUCAUAUUCAUAUUCGUAUUAUUAUUAUUAUUAUUAUUAAUUGGCCAUCCAUCUGACUGGGUUGCCUAUUUACACCAGAGAAAAGUUGGAGGGGAUGGAAUAGGGUGUCCCUAUUUACACCAGAGAAAUGUUGGAGGGUAUGCAGUCUGCUAUCUGGCAGUCCACUCUUCAAAGGAACCUCUCUUUCAAGGCUUUCCGCUCCAAACUGAGCUUAAAAAUGAAGUAGGAGAGGGAGCGGAGGCCUUGCUGCUACUUUUCAGCAGUUGGCAGGUGGAGACAGACUGCACGUCUAUUUAAAUUAUUGCACCUAUACACAUAAAUGCAAAUUUUAACCAAAUCUGUGUUCUCGUUCUGGAUCAUCAUCUUCUCUCUUGCAUAACGCAUUGGCCCAUCCAAUGUUCUGUGCGCUGGGAAAAUUAGGACAGGUAAAAGAACGUGGGGCUUCUUUUGUUUUUUGCCCACACAUAGGAUUUGCUAUCAUAAAUGUAGCAGUGAUCUCUUACUGGAACAGCUUUAAAUACUUGGAGCAUGAUUCACGCAACAAGCUUGCUGCUAGCUGGUGAGUACCGGCACAUUUUUUCUGGAAAAAAUGGCACUGGGUAUGGGAAUUAUGCCACACGGACACAACUACGCACAUUUGCUAUUUACUUGGGGACCCUAAAUUGCUCACUUUGUGUGGGUGCCUCAUUCCUUUGAGUCGAGUUCCUUAAUAGGGCCUAACGUUUUUUUCUGACGAGUGGCCUUCUCUGAGUUCAGCCUUAUUAAAAUAGCCCUGUCAAUCAAGGGAAGAAAUAUGAAAACACAAAGCGCAGAGGCCUUUUAAAGCUGUCGACGUCUCCAUAGGAAAUCUCCCGACUUCUGCUUGUUGGGGCAGACGGAAGAUUUAAAGAUUGCUCCGUUUUGAUGUUGUGGCUCCAAGAAGCCAUUUAGGGUGAGUCAUCGCCUCGCCUUUCCCCAAUGGAUGCGAUCGCCAUGGUGACUGGGUCAAAUGGCACAGGGAAACAGUAAUUGGGGAGAAAGUCCUAUUUCAUUCAUUUGUGCCAUUUGUGCCUUGCUAGGUGUCACUGUUGAGCGGACAUUAACAGAACUCUUCUCCUAAGGGGAGGGGUAGAAAACGUACUUGGUUGAAGGUGCCCUAAAGGUAGAUUUGGGGGUGGAGGGAGACCCCAAACCUCCCAUCUAAGUCCUAUUUGAUCAUGCUACAUAGUCUUAUCUCUGCUGUGUUGUCCUAAGCCCUGGGCCUGACCUGUCUAAGGUGGCAUCUACUCGUGAUGCAGAAUGAGGUGGUAUGGGCCUAACAUGGAUAACAUGAACAGACAAUCCUACUUCAGAUGGAGGUGGCUGCAUUUGCACAAAAGCUCCCUGCAAGGAGAAAAUUAGCAGACCCUCCUGGUGUCCAUAUUUUCCAGGGACGGUCCUGGAUUUACAGAAGCCAUUCCAGUUUCUGAUUUGAUCCCAGAAUGUCCCACUUUUCCUUAGGACGUCCCUAUUCUCAGCAGAGAAAUGUUGGAGGGUAUGGAAUAGGAUAUCUGUGUUUUCAUUGGAGAAAUGUUGGGUUUGGGUUGACUUUUACACUCUCAUGCUCAUUUUCUUUUGCAGCUAAUUUGCUUUGCUUUCCUACACUGGGCAUUUGAAAAUAACACACACACACACACACACACAAACACAAACACACACACCCCUCCAGCAGUGAUGCAGUGGAGAAUUCUUAUUUAAUAUGCACAUCGAGAGUCAUGUCAAGUUGUUUGUUCAUAACCAUUGGCUACUGCAAUAUGAAAUGUUCCCCACAUAGUGGUCACUGUAUUUAAACAUCUCCCUGCAAAGUGAUUUCACAAUAAAAACACAAUAAAAAAAUAUGUAUAUACAGACUAGCUUAUCCACACCUCUCCUUGUUCUGCUGCUUCCGCCACCCUCCUGGAAAAAACUGCUCUUUAGUGCUUGAUCGUUACUAACAGGAAUUUGGGUUUUCCCCAGGCUGCCAUUUGUUCUGAUAUAUCCAUGAAGAGUGGGUUUUCCAUCAAUAAUUGCAGUCAACCUGUGUAUGACAGCUAUGUACAUUUUACGAUUUUUUAUGUUCUGUAAGCCGCCCAGAGUGGAUGGGGAAACCCAGCCAGAUGGGCGGGGUAUAAAUAAUAAAAUCAUAACCAUCAUCAACUUAAAUAAUAAUAAUAAUAAUAAUAAUAAUAAUAAUAAUAAUAAUAAUACAUCCAGAGAAAAGCUUUCAGUCCAUUCUUCUGGACAUACUAAUUUUUGACUUAAAAGGAAGGGUGGUUCCUGUUUAUGUGUUGGGAUACCUUCCAACAUUUGUCCGAUGAAAAUACAGUCAUCCCAUUCCAUAUAAUAAUUUUACUAUUUAUACGCUACACAUCUGACAGGGUUGCCCCAGCCACUCUGGGCAGCACCCAACACAUAUAAAAACAAAAUAAAACAUUAAACUUUUUUUAAAAAAUCUUCUCUAUACAGGAUUCCCUUCAGAUGCCUCGGGGGUUCAGAUAACUCCAUACCCUCUAAUAAUAAUAAUAAUAAUAAUAAUUUAUUUAUACCCCCCAUCUGGCUGGGCUUCCCCAGCCACUCUGGGCGGCUUUCAACAAAAUACAGUAAUGCAUCAAACAUUAAAAGCUCCCCUAAAUAGGGCUGCCUUCAGAUGUCUUCUAAAAGUCUGGUAGUUGUUGUUCUCUUUGACAUCUGGUGGGAGGGCGUUCCACAGGGCGGGUGCCACCACCGAGAAGGCCCUCCGCCUGGUUCCCUGUAACUUGGCUUCUCGUAGUGAGGGAACCACCAGAAGGCCCUCAGCGCUGGACCUCAGUGCCCAGCAUUUCUCCAAUGAAAAGAGGCACAUCCUAAGGAAAAGUGGGGCAUUCCGGGAUCAAAUCAGAAACUGGGACGGCUUCUCUAAAUCAGGGACAUCCCUGGAAAAUAGGAACACUUGAAGGGUCUGUGUUGGGGUGCGGUGGUAUUGCUCACCUGCUACCUAAAAAAUGGUACAUCCCCACUCAAACAGGACUGUACCACUUCAUGUGCACCUCAGGCCUCCACAGGUCUGGCCAAGCUCAGAACACAACUGGCUUGUCUGCCCUGCGCCUUUGAUGGCAAUGGUUUGAAAGAAGCCAUUAGCCACUUGGACACCUGUGGAAUCUGCAGUCACCCACACUUCCAAUUGAAUGUGGCAGAUAAUAUCAGCAUGUCGGUGGGUGAUUGCAAAGGAAAGGAAAGCCCCCAUCCAAUGGGCUGCCCAACUAAAGCUCUUUCAAGAAAUAUUCUUGACAAGCAGUCCAACCUUAAACCUCUGCAACCGUUUGCCUCAUUGUUAUUUGAGGUUCUUCCAGAUUUUCGGGAUUGCGUUUCCCCUUUGUGUUAACCUGAAAAUGCCAGACGGGGAACCUUUAUCUCCCCUUUUAAAAAUAUUACUUUUCAAAGUGCAGCCAUUGUUCUACCUCCUUAGCGGCUGGCAGUCGCAUGAAGGUUGUUCAUUCAGUCUGUGAGUAUGUUUCAACUCCUUCUUUUUUUUAAAGGAAAGGAAAAGGAAAGAUAAUUGCAGGUCCCUGAAUUUUUCGAGGGGAAAUAUUUUACAUCGUGCAGACGACCUGCAUGACAGCCUGCAGAAAGAUGGCGGACUGGAAAUUAGUCUGUGUUUGCUAAGUUGCACUCUGUCUUAAUUACAGACACCACACGAGACACGUAAUGAGAAAUUCAAGGGGAAAUUCAAGGCUUAAUCAAGCAGCGGACAGCAUGUCAAAUAAGAGAACUGGGAUCGGAUUUGCUCUGUCAACCUUGCUUUGGUGACCUGGAUGAGGAAAUUUUCAGAUUGCCAGGGCUGCGCAGGUUCCGCGGUUCCUCAGAAACGCAGAAAGAGCUCGGGAUGUGAUAUUGAGCAUGGAAUUCAGCUUCGUGAGAAUCUCAGCUUUCGAUUAAAAAACCAAUAAUAGUCUAGCUCUUACGGAUGCAAAUAUUGGCUUGAAGGUGUGUGGGCGACCUCAGCUGAAAUCCCCAAAGCCAGGAGGUGGCCAGAUAAGAUUUCAAAUGACUGAAGAGGGAUGGAUGGGUCUUCAUUAUUCACAGCCCAUUCCUGGGAUUAGCAAAAAGUAGCAUAAAUUAUCAGGGCUCUCGCUCAAUUGGAGACAUCUCAGUUAAUGAAGCAGAUUAGUAUUAAUAGAUUCAUUAAGCGAUGGCAUUUGCAUAAAUUGGUUAUGCAAUUUAUGCAUAAACACUGGUUCUGAAGUGGGGGGAUAAAUUGCAUAAUAUACUGAUUCUGAAGCAGAGGAGCAGACUUUGUUUCAUGUACAGAGAGUGAGAGAGAGAGAUAUCAUAGCACAAGCAGUUUUUACAAACACUUCUAUAUUAAAGAAUUUCAAUUUUUUUAAAAAAUACAUUGCCUGAUUCAACAGCCAAUUCAAUGCGUUUCCUUAGUUGCUUGUUCUAGCAAUGCAAUCCCAUACAAACUUACUCAGAAGUAAGUCCCACUGGGUCCCAUGAGUUUUGUUCCCAUAUCAGUAUCCACACCCACUUCCCUCUCCCCACAGGAACCAAGCCAGAUGCUGCUUUUAUCCCCUGAGUCCAUUCUCCGUGUGUCCUCUCUGAGGGGGAUGGCGACACUAGAUUGGGUCUUCUCAGUGGUGGCUCCCCAUUUGUGGAAUGCUCACCCCAGAGAAGCAUGCUUGGCACCCUCAUUGUCAGGUUUUAGGUGGCAGGCAAAAAUGUGUUUAUUCACACAGGGCUUUGAUUUUUUUUAAUUGGGAGGGUAGUUAGUUGUGUCAGCGGCCUUUGUUGCACUCAUCCUUUAAGUAAGGUGGGUAGGAUUUGUCUUCUGAAUCAUAUUUUUGGACACAUAUUUCAGCUCCUGUUUCUUGCUGGUUUUGGAUCUGGUUUUAAUGUCUUUGUUAUUUACAUGUUUAAUUGUGGAAAUCGCUUUGAAGCGCCUUAGCACAAGAAGGCAACAAGUAAAUAUUUAUGAUAAAAAGGUAAAGGGACCCCUGACUAUUAGGUCCAGUCGUGGCCGACUCUGGGGUUGCGGCGCUCAUCUCGCUUUACUGGCCGAGGGAGCCGGCAUACAGCUUCCUGGUCAUGUGGCCAGCAUGACUAAGUCGCUUCUGACAAACCAGAGCAGUGCACGGAAAUACCAUUUACCUUCCCGCCGGAGUGGUACCUAUUUAUCUACUUGCACUUUGGCGUGCUUUCAAACUGCUAGGUGGGCAGGAGCAGGGACAGAGCAACGGGUGCUCACCCCAUCAUGGGGAUUUGAACAGCUGACCUUCUGAUUGGCAAGCCCUAGGCUCUGUGGUUUAACCCACAGCGCCAUCCACAUUAAUAUUUCUUAUAUUAUUAAUAAAUAGUCCACACUGAACUCAAAGGGACUUUGUAUGACUAGACACACGUACAAUUGUGGUCCUAUAAAAUAUGCAAGAUAAACCACAGAAUUGUCUAUUCAAAGGAAGGUGCUAUUGGGCAUCUGUGUUCAGUGUGCUUAACACAAGCCGCACUGUGCAAACAUGCUCAACUAAUUCAACAGGGAGGCAUCCAAUACUAGGAUCGUUGCCUCUUGUUCAUAUUGCAGGAGCUCUUCCAGAAUACAUGGAAAAUGCAUCAUGAACCAGAGUUUUCCCACAUUUGUUGUUAAGGCAAAAUUUUGUGUCUGGAAGAGGGGAAAGUAUAUUGGAGACAGCAAAGAACGGCAUCCAAUAAGCUGUUUUAAAUCCCAGCAUAAUGCAUGUUAAGCUGCUCUGUGGAAAUUUAUUUUCCUUACCAUAACAAAUGAAAAUAGUUCCGUUUCAGAAUAAGGAGCUAUAAUGGCCAUUAGCUAUUACAGAGCUUCCCAUCUCAAAAAUAAAAUAAAAUGAUGUGGCUCUGCUAGAUAUUCUUGUCGCAGUUAGCCAGGGGAAGUGAACCUCUGACAUGCGGGUCAAAUUAGACCUGACACACCCAAUGUUGUAUGUGAGGUUGUGUUGGACAGAUAUGUCAGUGUUUGAAAAAGAAAAGGUUCUGACCUCCUUUUUACUCCUUUGCCUAGUCCUCAGACCUUAGUUGGCACAAAAGAGUCUUUGAGAAAGAGUGUUCUUGCAGAGUAUUGCUGCUUUUAUUCUUUAAAAGUCUUCUUCUUCAACCGUGACCGACAGCUUUGUCCAGAGAUCCAGUGUGGUGUAGUAGUUAAGAACAGUAGACUCGUAAUCUGGUCAACCGGGUUUGAUUCCCCACUCCUCUACAUGCAACUGCUGGGUGACCUUGGGUUGGUCACACUUCUCUGAAGUCUCUCAGCCUCACUCACCUCACAGAGUGUUUGUUGUGGGGGAAGAAGGGAAAAGGAGAUAGUUAGCUGCUUUGAGACUCCUUAGGGUAGUGAUAAAGCGGGAUAUCAAAUCCAAUCUCUUCUUCUUGUUCUUUAUACAUAUCAAACGCAACCAGCUUUCUACCAUCCAACCAACCCACACGCAACACUAACAUUGACCACUCUAUAUAUACAGGUAAAAUUUGGUGAAAGGUUGCAUGAGUCAUUGUAGGCCGCAGACUCAUGCUGACUUAGUUCUUUUAGCAUUAAAUAAUUUUUUAGCUGUGACGAGAUAGAGAUACAGCUGCACAGGAGGCCUUGAAGUGUGAUUAGCAAGCAUGGCUUGCUGUCAGCACUGAUCAGCUGAUUCCACAGCAAGCCCUGGCAGAAUCACAGAGUUAUAGAAUUGGAAGGGACCCAAGGAUCAUCCAUUCCAACACCCUGCAAGGCAGGAAUCUCAGCUAAAGCGUCCAUGCCAGAUGGCCAUCCAACCUCUACUUAAAAACCUCAAAUGAAGGAGAGUCCACAACCUCUGGAGGGAGACCAUUCCACUGUCAAACAGCUCUUAUGGUCAGAAAGUUCUUCCUGAUGUUGAGUCGCAAUCUCCUGUCUUGCAACCUGGGAAACCAGGUCCCAGCAUGAAGGUUUGCUAUAAUAAUGAUGAUGAUGAUGAUGAUUUAUUUAUACCCUGCCCAUUUGACUGGGUUUCCCCAGCCACUCUGGGUGGCUUCCAACCGAAUAUUAAAAACAAUACAGCAUCAGACAUUAAAACCUUCCCUAAACAGGGCCGCAUUCAGUUGUCUUCUAAAAGUAAAAUAGUUGUUAAUUGCCUUGACAUCUGCUGGGAGGGCAUUCCACAGGGCAGGUGCCACCACUGAGAAGGCGCUCUGCCUGGUUCUCUGUAACCUCACUUCUCGCAGCAAGGGAAUCGCCAGAAGGCCCUCGGCACUGGACCUCAGUGUCCAGGCUGAACAAUGGGGGUGGAGACGCUCCUUCAGGUAUACUGGGCUAAGGCCGUUUAGCAUAGCUGUCAACCUUCCCUUUUUUUGCGGGAAAUUCCCUUAUUCCAGCGCCGUUUCUCACUGCUUCCCACUGCUAUCCCAGAUUGUUAGAUAUCCUGUAGACUGUCCCCGGGACAGGUGAGGCUGCUGAUCCCUUAUUUUCAAAUCUGAAAGUUGACAGCUAUACCGUUUAGGGCUUUAAAGGUCAGCACCAACACUUUGAAUUGUGCUCAGAAACGUACUGGGAGCCAAUGAAGAUCUUUCAGGACCGGUGUUAUAUUGUCUCCCAGUCACCAGUCUAGCUGCCGCAUUCUGGACACUCUUCUAGUGGUUAUCCACAUUUUAGAACUUAUUUUCAACGGAACUGUUUGUAGGUUGUUCAAAGUGGCCAGAUCCCAGGCUGAGAAGUUCAGCUUCCCACCCACCUCAUCCCACACGAGGCAUAUUUGAAAAAGGAGCAUGCGAAGCAUCGCCAUAUGUCAGAUGUGAUGUUUGUUCAGAAGAGCAAAGUGGUGCUGAAGACGGAUUAACCACAGAACACACUAGAGGCAGCUCUCUCACCGAGCUUUCUGUAUCCUUUGUUUCCACUGAUUUUGGUUGGUAGGAGCUGCUUCCCAGAGUCAUAGAAUCGUAGAGUUGGAAGGUACCCCAAGAGUCAUCCAGUCCAACCCCCUGUGAUGCAGGAAUCUCGGCUAAAGCAUCCCUGACAGAUGGCCACGCAACCUCUGCUGAAAAACCUCCAAGGAAGGAGAGUACACCACCUUCCAAGAAAAUCCGUUCCACUGUCAUUUCUCAAAGGUCUUGCUUCUGAGAGCAUUCUCACCAUUUGCUGAUGCUGGAAUGCUUUAUUUGUGCUUCUAAUUACAAGACUCCCUUUUCUGGGUAUCAAAUCCAGCCAAUCAGCAAUCGUGCAAUAACUUGUUUUAUGAGCUGAAUUUAUACGUCCGCCUCUGAGUUCGCUGCGUGGUUCACCAAGUAAUUAAAAUGCAAUCUAAAACAAUGAAAAAAACUAUUAAAACUAAAAAUACAGUUAAAACACAGAUUUUAAAACGAAGAGGGCCAUAAAACCUAACUUAAAAAGAAAAGAAUCCACCGGCAAUGUUUGCUUAAGAGAAUAAGAGUCCUCUGGAUCGUGGCCUGCCUACUCAAGCAUUCUGCUCUCACAGUGGCCAACCAGAUGCCCCAAGAGGGAAACCCAAAAGCAGGAACUGAGUUCAGGAACACCCUCCUCUCCUGCAGUUUCCAGAAACUGGUAUUCAGAAGCAUUACUGCCUCUGGUGGAUUGAGCAGAUGAGACUGAUAGGGGGUCCAAUGGUCAAGAAUGCAGCUGCUGCAUGCACUAUAGAGCAGCCUUUCUCACCCUUAGGUCCCCAGAUUGUGUUUCGAUUUCUGAGAAUGGAGUUCAGAGAUGACCUAACCUGGGGAGAAAACAGCAAAGACCUGAUGAAGAGAGCACAGCAGAGGUUAUAUUUUCUGAGAAUCCUCCAGAAAAACAAUCUCUCAAAGGACCUGUUGAUGGCAUUUUAGCAUUGUACUGUUGAGACUGUAUUAAUUUAUGGUCUGUGUGUGUGGUUUGCAAGCUGCAAGGUCAGGGGAAAAACAAUGCUGUCCAGGGUUGUAAAGACUGCGGAGAGAAUAAUUGGGUGCACUCUUCCCACCUUGGAUCAAAUAUAAGCUGCCAGGUGCCAUAAGAAAGCUGCAGAGAUAGCACAGGAUAGUUCGCACCCCGGAAAUGAUCUCUUUCAGCUUCUGCCUUCUGGAAGAAGGUACAGGGUUAUAAAGACUAGGACUAGCCGAAUGAGAAACAGUUUCUAUUCAAAUGUGAUUUUGUUUUUAAACGCAGUGUAAGGUAGUCUCUAUGGGAGUAUAUUGUAUUUAAUUAUGGGGUAUCAGAGUUUUUAGGGGGCUGGGGACGUGGGUAGCACUGUGGGUUAAACCACAGAGCCUAGGACUUGCCGAUCAGAAGGUCAGCAGUUCGAAUCCCCGCGAUGGGGUGAGCUCCCGUUGCUCGGUCCCAGCUCCUGCCAACCUAGCAGUUCAAAAGCACGUCAAAGUGCAAGUAGAUAAAUAGGUACAGCUCCAGCGGGAAGGUAAACGGCGUUUCGGUGCGCUGCUCUGGUUCGCCAUAAGUGGCUUAGUCUUGCUGGCCACAUGACCUGGAAGCUGUCUAUGGACAAACGCUGGCUCCCUCGGUCAAUAAAGCAAGAUGAGCGCCGCAACCCCAGAGUUGGUCACGACUGGACCUAAUGGUCAGGGGUCCCUUUACCCUUUACCUUUUUAACCAGGCUGGGAUAGCAGGCUUGUUGGUUUUUGAAUGUCUGAUGUAGAUUUUUUCAAUUGCAUUGUUCUGUAUGGGACAAUGACAAUACAGAUUAUCGUAUCGUGUCAGAUGUUGAACUACAACUCCCAUCACCCCUAGCUAGCAAGGUCAGAGCUCAGGGAUGAUGGGAGUUGUAGUCCAACAACAUCUGGGGACCCACAGGUUGAGAACCGCUGCUAUAGAGGGAAGUGAGGGGCGAUGGGGCUCAUCAACCUGGGAAGGUAGCCCAUCAAAGAGAAAGAAAACUCUGAUCCUAAACCUCCUCUGCCUUGUUGGAGAUCUUCCGGAGAAGAAACGGCUGAGGAGUAAACCCGACACAAAUCUGGAGUGGAGCUCCUAAGACACUUGGAUGGUAUAAUGAGUAUGGGUUGCUCGUGCGUAAGUUGCCGCCUCUCCAGGCUUUGUUGCCUUGGUAAACCUUUCAGUCUGGGCAGCCCUUCACUUCGUGGCUGCCUCAGUCGCUAGCAGAAUCCGUCAGUGGGCGUUUCUUAAAUCUUUUCCAACAUAAAAGUUGUUUGACACCCAGUCUCCUCCUACUCUCUAUGCGUGGAAGUCUUCUGCGCAGGGUGGGCGUGGGUAGCGGGGGACCAGUGCUCUCCCCGCUGGUGUCCAGUGAAGAGUCCUGGAGCCCUCUUGCCGAUUCCCCCAUCAGCCCCUCCUUAUCCCUGGUGUAGCGCUGAUUUGCUUCCCCAUCUGCGGAGCUGCCUCUCUCCCUGCUGGGCCCUUCUCCAGCAUCAUUUGAGAGCCUUCCCUCCUCCUCUAGCUCCGAUGUCACUUCCCUGACAGAUGGCUCCUUGUACGGCUCCUUCCAGCAACUCGUGCAGCCAAGCAGGUGCCAAAUGUCUUGCUCUACUUUCCUUUGGACCACAUCAGCCAGACCAAGAGCGGGGUCUUGUUGUCUGGGCAAGCCAGGGCCUCCAUACACACUGCCCAGGCUUGCACCUCGAGAAGGUUGCAGCAGAAGUGGGAGACACCCGUGACUCUUCACCAGCCAGACCCAUCUCUGCCUCUUGGCCUCCUUCAUCUACUGCUUCAUCUUCUGCCCCUGAUCCUGGUCUUCUGUCUGCCACAGACUCUCCCAGCUCACUGAGCCCUGUUAUCUCUUCAGCUUCUGGCAUCUCCUCUUCCCAGUCUUCUCCCACCGCAAAAACCCAGGCUCUUAUGUUUCUUCCCUUGGUGGUUCCCCAGCUGGUUCCUCUCACCUUUCCUCUGUGUCCAGCCAGUCCAUGACUCCUGGCUACUUACAGCAAAUGCAAAUAAUAAUAAUAAUAAUAAUAAUAAUAAUAAUAAUAAUAAUAAUUUAUUUCUACCCCGCCCAUCUGGCUGGGUUUCCCCAGCUACUCUGGGCAACUUCCAACUGAAUACUAAAAACAAUACAGUGUCAGACAUUAAAAACUUCCCUAAACAGGGCCACCUUCAGUUGUCUUUUAAAAGUAAAAUAGUUGUUUAUUGCCUUGACAUCUGCUGGGAGGGCAUUCCAAGGGCAGGCGCCACUACCGAGAAGGCCUUCUGCCUGGUUCCCUGUAACCUCAUUUCUCGCAGCGAGGGAACCACCAGAAGGCCCACGGCGCUGGACCUCAGUGUCCAGGCUGGACGAUGGGGGUGGAGACGCUCCUUCAGAUAUACUGGGCUGAGGCCGUUUAGGGCUUUAAAGGUCAGCACCAACACUUUGAAUUGUACUCAGAAACAUACUGAGAGCCAAUGAAGAUCUUUCAGGACGGGUGUUAUAUGGUCUCGGUGGCCACUCCCAGCUCUGGCCUCACCUGUCACAUUGCACUUGCUUAGGUGUUGCUUAGGUGUUGCUGUUUUCCUAACCUUGGAAGGAUGCCUGGCAGUCAAAGGUGAACAUCAGUAGCCACCACAAAUAGCAGGUGCAUUCGCAGGUGAUAUCCUUCAGGGCACUGGGACAGCAGAUGGACUGGCCUGUAAAACCAUUGAUUUCAGCAAGACUGAUCUAGAUUUCACGUGACAAUGACAGCAUUCAAACACUUCAGCCUAUCAGGAUACUCGCUUACUGACCUUCAGGUGCACUAUGCCUCCCCACCUUGAAAAAGGAAAUUUGAAGGAAAACUUGAUGGUGAAACUGAUUUGCAACUCCAAAUCUACAGUCAUACCUCGGGUUACAGACGCUUCAGGUUGUGUUUUUUUGGGUUACGGACCACCAAACCCCGGAAGUACCAGAACGGGUUACUUCUGGGUUUCGGCGGUCGUGCAUGUGCAGAAGUGCUAAAUCGUGCUUUGCGCAUGUGCAGAGGCGCCAAAUGGCAACCCGCGCGUGCGCAGAUGCACUGCUGCAGGUUGCGGAUGCUGCGGGUUGCGAACGUGCAUCCCGCACGGAUCACAUUCGCAACCUGAGCGUCUAUUGUAAUGAGGUCAACUCUUUGCAAGGUUGUCUUAAUGUUCCAUCAAUUUUGCCCAGGAAACUUUGGUGAUUGAGCUGCUGGAAAGUGAGCCCAGAAGGUCGGCCCACUUUAGAGCCUAUCGCCCAAAGUGUGAUGGAUGGGUUUUUUUCCCUAGGGCAUUUUAGGGCCGUGUCCUGCUAAGAAGUGGGCAGCAUUGGAUGCCAGCAUCCUCUCCCCAAGACUGAACUCCCUCCUUUGGGCAGAGCUGCAGGCAGGACAUGUGUGUCUUGGCCCUCUUCCCAUGCUCAUGGAGAGCACACAUUGAGGAGCCUGCCAGGAAUGAGCUGAUAGUGGCGGCGGCAGUGGUGACUGCGCAAGGGGUCACUGGGAGAGGUAUCUCAAGAAAGAUACACAGCUUCCCUUGGCUGCAACAGGGAACAGAGUGUUCCCUGUAGGGACUCAGCCCGGAUUCCUCCAGCCUGAGCAACUGAGCAGCUUCCAAAAAUGCCAUUAUUGGUCCCUGAGGGUCAACGGGACAGGACUUUUAAGCAAAGUUUUGUGGCAGUGAUAAGUCAAGUCCCGGUGCUCAAGAGGAGAUGGUGGAUACAUUAUUGGGGGGGCAGGUCAUCUCCCUAUUUUUUUAGACCUACAUUUGCCAGCUGCUACCCCUGUCUCCAAUAACCUGUCCUUUUAGGACAAACUUAGGCUGGAAACUCAGACUGUGUACAUACCAUACUUUUAAAGCACCCAACUGCCCCCAAAGAAUUGUGGGAACUGCAGUUUUCUGGGAGCUGCCAUUUGGCGAGGGGCAAACUGCAGUUCCCAGGAUGCUUUGGGGGAAAGACACACCCUUUAAAUGCUGAAAAGCUCUUGUCCUCAGGAAAUUCUUCCUAAUGUUUAACCUGAAUCUCCUUUCUGGUAACUUGAAUCCAUCAGUUCAGGUCCUACCCUCCACAGCAGAAGAAAGCAAGCUUGCUCCAUCUUCCAUGUGACAGCCCUUGAGAUAUUUGAAGGUGGCUAUCAUAUCUGCUCUCAGUCUCCCCUUUUCCAGGCUAAACAUACCCAGCUUCUUCAACCGUUCCUCAUAAGGCUUCAUUUCCAGACUCUUGAUCAUCCUGGUUACCUUCCUCUGCACACGUUCCAGCUUGUCACCAUCCUUCUUAAACUGUGGUACCCAGAAUUGGACACAGUGUUCCAGAUGUGGUCUGAUCAAGGCUGAAUAGAGUGGUACUAUUAUUUCCCUUGAUCUGGACACUAGACUUCUGUUGAAGCAGCCUAGAAUUGCAUUAGUUGUUUGCUUCUUUGCUUGCUUGUUUGUUUGUUUGCUGCUCCAUCACACUGGUGACUUUUGUGAAUGCCCUGGGAGCUACUGAGGGGCCACACUGAUGCUCACGGGCACCGCUUUGGAGACCCUCUUCCAGGUCUCAGGCCCAUGUCUUCCCUAGCCCUUCUUUGAACCGGAGGUUCCAGCAAUAGAGCCCGAGUCCUUGUUGACUGCAAAGCAUGUUCUCUUCUCCUGAGAGCUGACCUCCUUUAUUGGCCCGGCCAACUUGCUGGCUGAGUUUGGCACUGGUCUGGGCCAAGGUUGCAAAUGCAUCAAAGAGCAUCACAUGAAACAAGGAGGCGCCAAACGAGAGGGAGACAAAGGGAGACAUGACCAAACAAUCCCAGAGGAAGUUGUUCAUUGUGUACGAAAGCAGAGAUCCGUCUCAUAGAAGUUUGAAAACAAAGCCUGUUCUGUCUCCCCCUUGGCAGAAGGUAGCCAGCAGGACCAUUCACAGCGUCCUGGUUUUACCCCCUCCCCACACUUUCUCCCCUCCCCACCAAUGAAAGAAAAAUGGAGCAGCCCUUCUCAAGCUGCUAAACAUCUCAGAUCAGAUCUUUCCACGGAACACUUCCAAGGAAACUAGUUCGCCGGGCUGGGUUCUCUAGGUGGGAAGGAAGAGCAACCAAGGACGUGGAAAGAAGGAGAUGGCCCCUCCCCCUCCCGCCCUGUCAUCAAAAAUUAUGGGAAAUUAUGUGCAUUUUUUCACACGGAAUCAGCUGGCGAAAAGCUGGGGACUUGGCAAGUCAAGUGUGUUCUUUUUGGCAAGCGCCCCAGCCAAGCCUGAAAAAGGACAGUGUGGGAGCUGUCUCAGCUGCAAAGAACUCCACCCUCUGGCCACAUGGCUCCCUCUUUUGGGGGGCUUCUGUUUUUGCUUCGUGGAUCUGGAAGAGGAAGACUUGUCUUCUCCUGUCCUCGGUCCACUCAUUCUCUGACUUCCUUGGUGGGUUGGCUGGUUGCGGUUGUGCUGGGCCGGAGGGUAACCCAAGCAACGCGGUCCAGGUCCGGUCCCAAAUCCAAGGGUUCUGCGAGGAGUCAGUCUGACAGGGCAAAGGCAGGACACGAGGCAGGAAACCAGGCAAGGUCAGGCACAGGAUCACAGGCAGGUUCAGGCAAACAGCAACAUUGCUCCCACAACCUGGGACGGGGUCCAGCAGCCUUUUAUCUCUAUUGGGGUAACUGCUGGUCCUGAUCCACCGGCAACUCACCUCCCUGUCUUGCCCAAAGGCAAGCACUCUUCCUGCGAGUACUCAGGUCUCUCCUUCUCUCAGACCUUAGUCUCUGCAGCUCGGGAGAUGUCGGUGGGUUACUAGACCCAGAGGCCGCCUCAGCCUCUCCUGACCCAACUGGUAGUGGAGCAGCUGUAAGCGAUGGCCCAGCUGGAGGCAACAAGGUAAUCCCCACAUCUGGAGCCAGGGCAGGCUCAGGCCCCUGACUCGGCCCAGCUGGUGCUUGUUGCAGGGGAACCUGUGCAGACUGGGGCUCUUCAGGAUCAGGCCCCAGAUUAGGUUUGGCUGCCGCCUGAGGCAAAGGAUCUGGCGCGGACUGAGACUCCUCUGGCUCCAAGUCCGAGCCCAAGUCCCAGGCCAUCACACCGGUUCCUUGAGAGAGUAAGACGAAACCUGUAGCAUCUGGCCAAUGCUGCCUCUCGUCCAAUGUCCUGCUCUCACAACUGUGGUCCAGCAGAUGCCCUGGGGAAGACUGCAAGCAGAACUGAGCGCAACAACCCUCUUUCCACCUGCAGUUUCCAGCAACUGGAGAUUUGGAGGAAUCUACUGCCCGGCGAUGAAUGCACUGCCUCUGGCAUGGUCUCCGGCCUCCAAAGCCACUUGCAACAACUCAGAACAGAAAUAAAAUGGGAAUAAGUAGAAUGUCAUAAGUCAGAUCAAUGAAACAGACAGAAAUAUCAGCGUAGAAAGGGCUUUUGAUUCUGCUGCCUUAAGACAUCUCAGGGGCCAGAGGAUACGUAGAAUCAUAGCACUGUAGAGUGGACGGGACCCUAAGCUCCAUCUUCCUUCCCUUUAGAUAUCUGAAGAUGAUUAUCCUAUCUUCUCCCAGUCUCCUCUUUUCCUGGCUGAACAUACUCAUCUCCCUCAACCGUUCCUCAUAAGGCUUGGUUUCCAGACCCUUGACCAUCUUAGCGCAUAGACUAAUGCAUUUGUUCCCCAGGGGAGGACGCUGUUGUGCUAUAAGGGCUUCCCAUAGGCAGCUGAUUGGCUGCUAUGAGAACAGGCUGCUGGACCGAAUGGGCUUUUAUCCUUGAAUCCCUAGCCGGAAUUGAGAUUGCCAGAAGAAAUAUCAACAACCUCAGAUAUGCAGAUGACACAACCUUGAUGGCAGAAAGUGAGGAGGAAUUAAAUAACCUUUUAAUGAGGGUGAAAGAGGAGAGCGCAAAAUAUGGUUUGAAGCUCAACAUCAAAAAAACGAAGAUCAUGGCCACUGGUCCCAUCACCGCCUGGCAAAUAGAAGGGGAAGAAAUGGAGGCAGUGAGAGAUUUUACUUUCUUGGGCUCCAUGAUCACUGCAGAUGGUGACAACAGCCACGAAAUUAAAAGACACCUGCUUCUUGGGAGAAAAGCAAUGACAAACCUAGACAGCAUCUUAAAAAGCAGAGACAUCAGCUUGCCAACAAAGGUCCGUAUAGUUAAAGACAUGGUUUUCCCAGUAGUGAUGUACGGAAGUGAGAGCUGGACCAUAAAGAAGGCUGAUCGUAGAAGAAUUGAUGCUUUUGAAUUAUGGUGCUGGAGGAGACUCUUGAACUGCAAGAAGAUCAAACCUAUCCAUUCUUAAGGAAAUCAGCCCUGAGUGCUCACUGGAAGGACAGAUCCUGAAGCUGAGGCUCCAAUACUUUGGCCACCUCAUGAGAAGAGAAGACUCCCUGGAAAAGACCCUGAUGUUGGGAAGGAUGGAGGGCACAAGGAGAAGGGGAUGACAGAGGACGAGAUGGUUGGAUAGUGUUCUCUAAGCUACCAGCAUGAGUUUGACCAAACUGCGGGAGGCAGUGGAAGACAGAAGUGCAUGGCGUGCUCUGGUCCAUGGGGUCACGAAGAGUCGGACACGACUAAACGACUAAACAACAAAAUUCCAGGGCUCUUCCUAUAUUCAUUCUUCCCAGACAAAUUUGGCUGAAUGCUGCUGAAAAUAUGAAGUCGACGUCCCCUUGGUCUGAUCUGGCAAGACUCCCCUCAAAGUUUUAUCAGGGUUUUGCUGAGUUCUGCAAAUAUUUUGGAGUUGAAAGAGGAGGGGCUUCAGGAGACACAAAAUGUUCCCUGAGAAAUGGAGUUGCCGUAUCUACCUGUGCUUUUAUGUUUUGCUGUUUUAAAGCAGUGGGUUUUCGUUGCUGCUGUAUUAGUUUUAUUUUAUUUUAUUUUUAUUUAUUGAAUUUAUAUACCACCCUAUACCCAGGGGUCUCAGGGUCCAGCAAAUCAACAAAUAAUACACAAGUUUGCUUCAUACACCCAAUUGUGCAAGCCAUUCCUUCUCCCCUUGGUAGAGUUCUGUGCAUUAUUUUCACUAACAUGGGCAUUUUUCUCGCUGUUUGGGGUUGACGAACUGCAUCAUCGCAGCAGUGGGGAAUUGUCAGUUUCAAAGGAUAGCCAGCCGUGCUUCGGUUUGUAUGCUGAUUGAGAGAGGGCAUAUGCCGGAUUAGUCUGUGUCAAAACCGAUUGAUUCAUAUUAAUCGAACCAGAGAGUGUGCAGUUUCCCCCGCAACCCUCUCUUUUCGCUGGGGAUAUAGAAAAACGCUUCCUGCUAAAGAGCAAAAGGUGACCCUGGAAAAACUGAUGGCAAAUCAUCCACCCAGACAACUCAUAAAAGGGCAAAUGCAACGGAUGCUCAAUCUGUUCACUUGGAGACUUGGAAAAAUAGUUCCGUGAUGGCCGAACCUCUCCCAAGACUAUUCUGUGUUUGUUUUUCCAGCUUCCAAGUUCCCCUCCCUCUGGUUUUCUAAGAAUGUGAACUUGGAGGUUAACCCCUGGCCUGCACCAAGUUUCUUGAAUUUUGCAGAUCUGACUUGGCUGCAAAAAAAAAUGAGAGGAAGAUUCGGCUCCAAGCUCCCGUAUUAUCAUGGUCACUUCGGCGCUGUGCUAAAAUCACCAUUAUUCAUACCAUGUCGUCAGAGCAUGAAGCAAACAUCUGCAUUAUACAUUUAAAGCGCCAUGGUGCUGCUUCAAACAGUCGAGGCUUCCCCCAAAGAAUUCUGGGCGCUGUCAUUUUUAAGGGUGAGGAGAGUUGUUCGAUCCCCUGGUCUCCUGACAGCGCUACAGUCCCCAGAGCUCUCUGAGAAAAGGGAUGGACUGGUAAACCCCAGAGAGAAUUGUAGCUCUGGAGGGGGAAUUGGGUCUCUUUUUUAUAUAUAAUAAUAAUUUUUAUUGAGUUUUCCAUAUUUAUUACAUAAAUCUAUAACCUUAAACCUUGCUCAAACAGAGCAUUGACCUCCUUCCCUCCCUCUUUCUGACUUCCAAACAUCUUUAAAUAAAUUCUUAGCAUUUCUAUAACCACUCUUUUACCUUCUAUCUUCUUUUAACAUUUCACCUCGUUAUAUGUAAAACGGCUCCUUAUUUUCACAUUACAAAACAUUUCAACUCCAACCUACAAACGUUUUAAAUGUUUACAAUUUUCUUUCAUGUAAAAUAUAAAUUUGCUCCAGUCCUUUUGAAAUGUUUUGUCACACCGAUUCCAGAUCUUCCCCAACAGCUUUGCCAACUCUACGUAUUCCACCAUCUUUAACUGCCAUUCUUCCAACACAGGAAGUUCCUGCUGCUUCCAUUUCUGGGCCAGAAGUAUCCUUGCAGCUGUUGUGGUAUACAUAAACAAAUUUACAUCUUUCUUUUUUGAAUUUCCUCUCCAAUUAAACCUAACAAAAAUGCCUCUGGUUUUUUGUUGAAAUUAUAUUUAAAAACCUUUUUUAAUUCAUUAUAUAUUAUAUCCCAGAAGGCUUUGACCUUGGUACAAGUCCACCAGCAAUGACAAACCUAGACAGCGUCUUAAAAAGCAGAGACAUCACCUUGCCAACAAAGGUCCGUAUAAUUAAAGCUAUGGUUUUCCCAGUAGUGAUAUAUGGAAGUGAGAGAUGGACCAUAAAGUAGGCUGAUCGCCAAAGAAUGGAUGCUUUUGAAUUAUAGUGCUGGAGGAGACUCUUGAGAAUCCCAUGGACUGCAAGAAGAUCAAACCGAUCCAUUCUGAAGGAAAUCAGCCCUGAGUUAUCACUGGAAGGACAGAUCCUGAAGCUGAGUCUCCAAUACUUUGGCCACCUCAUGAGAAGAGAAGACUCCCUGGAAAAGACCCUGGUGUUGGGAAAGAUGGAGGGUACAAGGAGAAGGGGAUGACAGAGGACGAGAUGGUUGGAUAGUGUUCUCAAAGCUACCAGCAUGAGUUUGACCAAACUGUGGGAGGCAGUGGAAGACAGAAGUGCCUGGCAUGCUCUGGUCCAUGGGGUCACGAAGAGUCGGACACAAUUAAACGACUAAACAACAACAACAAACAACAAGUCCACCACAUAUGAAGGAAAUUCCCUGGAGGGGGAAUAGGGUCUCUGAGUAACUCUUGGCACCUCAAAUCUGACACCUUCGCUCCACAACCUGCUCAGUCUUCUUGGCUGAAAUGUAGGGAACAUGGAUCAUGUAACAGCAGCAGGGUCUGAAGGUCAAGUCCGGACAUGCUCUAGCUGCGAGGGGUGGCAGCCGGCAGUCCCCAACCUUCGAUAAGCACCACCUGGUUUUGCAAUUGCAAUUUGCUGGAAACAGGUGGGAAGGUGGGGAGAAGAGGGGAAGAAAACCUGUCUCUGAGACCCAACGCACUGCAAAUAACUGAGGGAGGCACAGCAAGGAGGGAACUUCACCACCAUGCUUUUUCAUUUUUCUAAUUUUGUCUUUUAUGCUGCCAUUCUGGAGACUCAAAGCAGAAGGCAUAAAAGCAGAAUGCAAUCAUUCUUAAAAAAAAAAAUAAGAAAGAAAGCCAGCCAUAAAAUGUCACAAUAAAAGCAUCAAGAGCAGAAACGCAAUUAACUAAAAGGAGAGGCAUCAAUCACGGGCUGCUUAGAGGCAGUCUAAACAAAACAAGGAAAGUCUCAUGACCUCCAAGAUGCGGCAGGCCAGGCCGAGACUGAAGCUGGCUGAGAGGGAGAAAGGAGUCUGGUUGCUGAAGUUGCUUCUGCAUCAUCCAUGCUCACACGUACGGGCAUGCUGACGCUGUCAUAAAGUUUGGUCUCUGUGGCAUUUCAGCUGGGCUGGAUCGUUCGCACAUGGCAGCUCAGGGAUCACCCACACUUCCUUUUCUCCAGCUGCUUUCAAAUGCUCUUUAGAAUCACAGAAUCGUAGAGCUGCAAGGGACCACGAGGAUCAUCUAGUCCAACCCCCUGCAAUGCAGGAAUCUGAGAUUAAGAGUCUCAUGCUCUGCCGGCUGAGCCAUAGCGCUCAGUCAGAGUAAACGACAAUUCGGGUUUCCCCCGGAUUGUUUUCUCCUGGUCUGUAGGGUAGGACUUGAACCCAUGGCUUCAAGUUACAAGAAAGGAGGUUUUUCUUUUCUUUUCUUUUUUAAUUUUUUAUUAGGAAUUUCAACAUAACAAUUUAUCAAAAAACAUAUCAUCCUCAUUUCCCCCCCCCCAUUUUUCCCUCCCCCUGCCCAAAAAAGAAAAGCACCAACCCAACCCAGACUUCCCUAGGCUUCUCUCUCUGGUUUUUCAGCACGUGUUAUUCUCUGCAUAUUAUAAAAUUGUAAAGAUCCUUAAUUUAUCUAUCUAUAUGUUACCAAUAAUAAAUUUGUGUAUGUUUAUUCAAAACCUGCCAAGGAGUUCAAUUCAGUUUUUUUGUUUCUUUAAGUACUUUGUAAAAGGUUCCCAUUCUUCUUUAAAGUCACAGUUGUCUUUAUUACACAGCUUGUGUGUCAAUUUUGCCAAUUCCGCAUAGUCCAUCAGUUUCCCUUACCACAGUUCUUUUGUCGGGAUUUCUUCGUUCUUCCCUCCUUGUGCUAUAAAGACUCUUGCCGCCGUUCUCACAUACAUGAAAAUGUUUUUCAAUUUCCUUGGCAGGUCUUUUCCUACAAUCCAUAACAAAAAUGCUUCAGGCUUUUUUACAAAUGUUAACUGGAACAUCUUCUUCAACUCAUUGUAUAUCAUUUCCCAGAAUUUUUAAAACUUUACUGCAAUCCUACCACAUAUGGUAAAAAGUCCCUUCUUUUUCCUUGCAUUUCCAACAUAUAUUUGAACCAGUUUUAUACAUUCUUCCUAUCUGCUCUGGUGUUAUAUACCAUCUAUACAUCAUUUUCAUGUAGUUUUCUUUCAACAAAGAGCAGUCUGCAAAUUUUAAAUCCGUUUUCCACCAUCUUUCCCAAUCUUCAAACAUUGUAUUAUGACCUAUAUCUUGUGCCCUCAAGAAAGGAGGUUAUGACUAAACAUCAGGAAGGUCUUCCUGACAGUAAGAGCAGUGGAACAGACUCCCUCUGGAGGUUGUGGACUCUCCUUCCUUGAAGGUUUUUAAACAGAGGUUGGAUAGCCAUCUUUGAGGGAUGCUCUUGCUGAGAUUCCUGCAUUGCAGGGGGUUGGAAUAGAGGACCUUUGGGGUCCCUUCCAACUCUACAGUUCUAUGAUUCUGUGAUUCUAUUAUCCUAAGAUAAUAGAAAAAAAAGCAGAGACAUCACCUUGCCAACAAAGGUUUGUAUAGUUAAAGCCAUGGUUUCCCCAGUAGUGAUGUAUGGAAGUGAAAGCUGGACCAUAAAGAAGGCUGAUCGCUGAAGAAUUGAUGCUUUUGAAUUAUGGUGCUGGAGGAGACUCUUGAGAGUCCCAUGGACUGCAAGAAGAUCAAACCUCUCCAUUCUGAAGGAAAUCAGCCCUGAGUGCUCACUGGAAGGACAGAUCCUGAAGCUGAGGCUCCAAUACUUGGGCCACCUCGUGAGAAGAGAAGACUCCCUGGAAAAGACCCUGAUGUUGGGAAAGAUGGAGGGCACAAGGAGAAGGGGACGACAGAGGACGAGAUGGUUGGACAGUGUUCUCAAAGCUACAAACAUGAGUCUGACCAAACUGCGGGAGGCAGUGGAAGACAGGAGUGCCUGGCGUGCUCUGGUCCAUGGGGUCAUGAAGAGUCGGACACGAGUAAACGACUGAACAACAACAAAUUAUCCUAAGGCAAAAGCUCUACUCCUGAGCUGUGCUUUGCAUUUCAUAUUGCAAGGGGAGGGUGUCUCUGAAGGACAGGGGCUUGUGAGGUUAUGCUGGGGCCAAACCACAAGCCCCAGAGAGCUUGACUGAGCCCCUGCUCGUCCACCUCGCAAGCCCCUCGCGACCAGCAUGCGACUGUCCUGUAUGUGACCAGGCCAUUCAGCUCAUCUCACUUAGCAGAUAAUAAAUAUCACCGGCCCCUGUUUUGCCAAAAGACAUUUUAAUCUGCGGAAGAGCUUAACGGCUCUCUCGGGCCUACGCAGGAGAAGGGCCAAUUUCUCCUCCGGCGCAAAUUCAUUUACUGCCGUGGAUGGGAGCUGGGGGUUGCUUUAAGGAUGAACGUGGCCCCAGGGAUGAAUGGAGCCAAGAAUAGCCGCUCGCAUCUCUAAGCCUGCGGUGUUCAGCUGGGAAGUCGAUCGGUGCGUUUCGUCACACGCUAGUAAUUCAUCAGCCAGCAGCCCGAUUCACGGACAGCGAGGCGAACAGACGUCCCUGCACAACCAAACUUCAUUCUCCAGCCACGUCGGGGAGGUAGAGAAUGAAUCAAUCUCAGUUUGUGGGGCCUGCCUGGUGUUUUUACUUGAGUAAAAUGUGUGCUUUUAUUUAAAAUGCAUCUCUGGGUUAUUUUGGGGGCAUAGGAAUUCAUUCAUCCCCCCCCAAAAAAAAUAUAGUCUGGCCCCCACAAGGUCUGAGGGACAGUGGACCAGCCCCUGCUGAAAAAAUUUGCUGACCCCUGGGCUAGUCACACUUCUCUGAAGUCUCUCAGCCCCACUCACCUCAAAGAGUGUUUGUUGUGAGGGAGGAAGGGAAAGGAGAAUGUUAGUCGCUUUGAGACUCCUUAGGGUAGUGAUAAAGUGGGAUAUCAAAUCCAAACUCCUCUUCUUCUUCUUCUUCUUCUUCUUCGUCGUCGUCGUCGUCUUCUUCUUCUAACCAUAUGCUGUAUUUGAUGCUUAUGGUCUGUAGAAUAGUAGAGUUGGAAGGGACCACAAGGGUCAUCUAGUCCAACCCUCUGCGAUGCAGGAAUAUUUUGCCCAACAUGGGACUCGAACCCAGGACCUUGACAUUAAGAGUCCCAUACUUCACUAACUCAGCUAUCCAGGGAGACUUAAAAGGCAAACAACAAAGCUAGGACCAUUUCCUAAUACUGGAAAGAAGGGAGACGGUAACACGUCAUUCAUUUUUUGCAUUUAUAGCUCACUUUUUUCCACGCAUGCCCACACAAAGACACACCUACCUUCCUCUCAAUGCAGUCAAGCAGUAUUCAAGGGAACAUCCCAGUCAAGCAUCUCAAGGGAACAUCCCAGGAUAGGUGCCAACUCCCUGGGGCCUUGGGUGCCCAAACACACAAAAAAUUCCCCAUGAAGGGGCCUGGCACCCACACAUUUGGGUGCCAGGGCCGUGCACGCUGUAAUGCACCCACAACCCCAGACACCCACAGUCGUGGGGCCUAGAUGGCACUGCUGCUUCCCAGACAGGCCAACGAGUUCAAGGAGGGCACAGGGCAGGGCAAGGGAGGGCUGCAGGCUGGGUAGGGUCCCCAGAGGCAGGCAGAGAGGCCUGGAGCUGUGCACCCGUCAAUCUUUUCUGUGUCAAACUCAGGCAGCUGCCUGCGUCCCUAACUCUGGUGCAGGCGCCAUUCAGGCAGGUACCAAAAAGGGAGAGAAAGGGGGCUAUAUUGGGCACACAUUUGCAUCGUAUUUGCAUGCCCCAAUUUAUAUGCACAGAGGCAAAAGAGUUAGAAACAGUUACUGAAAUUGCAGUCGAAGUGCAAUCGGUCUGCUGCCCAGGUGUUAAGGUCUUGGUGGGCACCGCUUCUCAGGUCCCCCAAUUCUCUGGUCUUUGACAAGACAGCCCCUUAAAGAGAGGACCCUGACGAACAGAGGAAUACCCUCUGUAAAGCAGGAACACCUGAAUGAAAAUGAAUGUUGUGGAUGAGCACAGUUGCCGCUAUCGGCCGAAUUGCAUAUAUCCCAGCCUCCAUCUCUCCCUUCCUCCAAGCCGAGGUCUAAUAAAUCUGGCUGGCUUGUCUGUUUUCCAAAUGCUUUUCACAGGCCCUUUCUCCCCACCAAAGGGGCAGAGGAAGCCAUGUAGAAGCAAGCUACUCUCCUGCUGGAAUAAACCACUGCUGUUUGGGAAAUCAGGAUGGACCGGUACAGCCCAAAGUGUUAAGUUGUGGGUGAACAUAUCAGACGACACAGCGAUUCUUCAGACAGCUCUUGUUUAUUCACAGUCCAGAACAGAACUGAACUGAAGGGUUCAGCCAACCUGCUUAUAUAGAGCUCAACUACAAAGCAACAGUAACAACUUUCUGUAACUAUCCAAUCACUGGAUGUCACUUUCAAUUCCUUAUUUGCAUAUGCGGACCUGGUGAAAACUAUCUACAGUAUCCCCCUGCUGGCCCAGGGUGAGAACUUCAGUACAUAACACAAAGCAUCUAAUUUGGUCAAUAAAGACCACAACGGUCCAUCCUCACUCCAGAAAUAUUGGUAAUUUUUUUUUAAUGUCUCUCUGGGAAAUAGCUCUCUGGUGGUCCACCUCCUAUAUCUGUGGGGCCCCAACCGUGGACUUGCUCAGCGAUGGCGGGGAUCAGCUGCAAGCCACCAUUUUUACCUUUCCCAUAAUGCCCUGGAGUGGUGUUACCUCAGGGGCAUUGUGGGAAAUCCAAAAGGGUGGCUCGCAGACCCAGGGCAGGUGUCAAUGCCGGUGGGCCUUGCCGGAGGAUGUUGGACCUGCUUUGCGGGAUAAAAAAUAAAUAGUAUUUAUUUUUAAAUACUAUACUAUUUUUAAAUAGUAUAGAGCUGGAAGGGCCUAUGAGGGCCAUCUAGUCCAACCCCUUGCAAUGCAGGAAUCUUUUGCCCAACUUGGGGCUUGAACACAGGGAUUAUGAGUCUCUACCAACAUAGCUAUCCCUGCCCCGAGGAACUUUUUGUCUUAAAUUUGACACACCGCAGGGGCAAUGGACGGAAGGAGGUUCAAUUGGGGGGGGGGGGAUGUGUUUAUUUCACAGAACGGUUGGCUUUUGAGGAGGGAGUUGAAGGGGGAGAGCGAAAAAAGAGCAUCACCAAGGUAUUUUGGGAGUCGGUUCCAGGCUGCUCCAGAAUGCAAGUCUGGUGAUAAACAAAUGCCCUUCCAAAAGGGACUUGAGGCUUGCCAAUUGCGGCACAAGAAACCUCUCAAAGAUUCUGGCUGCAUCCCUGCCUGGGAUUCCAGAAUAAUAGCUCGGCUGUUUUGUUUAAAAGUGAGAGAGAGAGAGAGCAUAACACGUGACCUCCUCUUUUGGGGAGAUGUGUGAAAUAGCAUGACAAUUUAACAAACAACACAGACUAAUCAUAGAAUCCUAGAGUUGGAAGGGCCCAGUGGUCAUCUAGUCCAACCCCCUGAAAUGCAGGAAUCUCAACCAGAUCAUCCAUGACAGAUGGCCAUCCAACCUCUGCUUAAAAAGGAGAGGCCACCACCACUCCUGGGAAUCUGUUCCGCUGCCGAAAAGCUCUUACUGUCGGAAAGUUUUUUUCCAAACUUUUAGUCAGAAUCUCCUUUCUUGCAACUUGGAGCCCUUGAUUCGAGUCCUACCCUCCGGAGCAGGAAAAAGCAAACAUGCCACUGAGAUAUUUGAAGAUGGCUCUCAAAUCUCCUCUCAGACUCCCUUUUUUCCAGGCUAAACAUCUUUCCAAGCUAAAAUCUCUUGUUAGAAGGGGUGUCCAUCUUCAAUGUUUCUUUUUUUCCCUUUUCAUUCCCUGGUACAGUUAACAACAUACCAGCUCCAAAAUAGCUGCAACUUUUAAGCAAGGGUGUGCUUUUACUCACAACCUUACUGGUUAAUAUUUGCUGAUUAAAAUCAGCAAAUCACGAAGCUCCCGGCUCUAUCAUGCAACAUUAUUACAUGAGCACUGUUCCACAGCGUUUGAUAUUUUCAUUUACAUACAUUCAUUCGAAAUAAGAUGGGUUUAUGAAGCAAUUCUAUAUCCUCCCACCACACUGACGAAGAAUUCUACGAAACAGGUGUCUAUAUCCGGAAUCACUGUUCAGUGUUGGGCAUCAUGUUUGCUGAAUACACAAAGCUUCACAGCUAGUCUUUCAUCGUACAAAGUCUGGUACCUCGCUUCAUUCAAAGAUUUCCAGAGACUUUGAGACUAAAGAUUUCAUUUUGGACUUGUUAUGGUUUGAAGGAAUUCUAUAAAAUAUUGUUUAUUGCGCAUGUACAUGGUCAUUGUGUUGCCUAGACAUUGCUGAUGCAGCCAAUCCCUGAAGGGAGCAGGCUUGAAGUCACCACCCUAUCACCUGGGAUAGCUCAGUGGGUGGAGCAUGAGACUCUAAAUCUCAGGUUUGUGGAUUCGAAUCCCACAUUGGGCGUGAAGAUUCCUGCAUUGCAGGGGGUUGGACUGGAUGAUCCUUGUGGUCCCAACUCUACAAUUCUGUAGUUCUAUGACUUCAAGCCUGCUGAACCGGUGCUUUGAAGUCCUGAGGACCGUUGCCUGAUGUCACUGUGAUGGCAGAUGCUUUGCCAGAGAGUUUCCCCAUCGACCUUGCCAGAAAGUGCCAGCAAGGUGUAAGGAAGUUAAGGAUUUGGCCCACCCACCAGAUCCAGUUCAUUUCUGGCACGUAGGCGACCCUGAGCUGAGCUGGAGAACUGAAAGGUCUGACUCUGUAGACAUCAUUUUCCUGUGUUUGGUUUGUCAGUGCAACUCACGAGAGCUUGAAGCCUGUAUUCAGGGUCUACUUAUGUUCUUGUGAAUGAAUAUAUCAUUUGCCCUGGAAUCUUGCAGCUUCUGAAAGUGAAGCCCACAGUUCAGACUCUGCAAAAUCAGGACCCCCACAAUGUUGCUGGGUGUUUUUCUUUCUCCCCGCUACAAACAGGUCCCGGAGGCUCCUUUUCUCAGCCAGCAAACUAUGGGGCUGUAUUGUGAGAGGGUGUUUUCUGUUCUCGCUUUCAGGAUUCCGAUGUUUCCUUGCCCCGCGAUGCCAAGUGCUCCGCUCGGAGCUGUUUUGACACCGGGGUUUAGCACCAGUGCCUUGGAAGCGCAUGCUAUUUACCCAUAAUACAAAUUAACACCGCAGUCACGCAGCGUCAUGAUUCAUCUAAAAUUAAAAAACAGUCAGGCUGAGUCAGAGAGUUAUUCUUAGCGUUCCCUGGGCAAUAGCCACGGAGGCCGGGCAGAGUGCAAGAGAGCCAUCUGCUGGACAGAGAUGGGCAACGCCAUGUGCCGGAACUCCGAGAGGGUUAAUGGGGGAUUAAUGGGGACAAAUGGGGAUUAAUAGACAAGAGAGGAUUUGAUGCUUGCACAAGAAAGCCUCUUCCAAUUAUCCAAGAACAUCAUGCCACAAUCAAAGGACUGGCCCUGCUGGCUUCUCAGCCGUUCCACUUUCUAUUUCUGAAGGCAAAACUCCAGGAAUGGAUAAUGGCAUUAGGGCAAGCGUUCAUUAUCGCUUUGGGGAGAAGAAUCUCGCCUUGAGGUUUCGGCCGAGGCUGGGCUGACACACGAACACCCAGACACAAUCCAUUCCCAGUAAUAAAGUAGACCAGGCUUCCCCAAUCUGGUGCCCUCCGGAUGCAUCAGACUUCCUGCAUUUCAGGGGGUUGGACUAGAUGACCCUUGGCGCCCCUUCCAACUCUACAUUCACUUUUUUUGCUUUUGUUUUUCACAUGUACUUUGUGUUUUUAUAUUGUGUUGUAACUGCCCUGAGACCUGCGGGUAUAGGAUGGUAUACAAAUUGUCGCUGUUGUUUUCUGCGAUUCUACAGACCCCAUCUACCCCAGCCUGGGGCCAUGCUAAAGGGUGUGAGGUUUGGAGACGCCAGUCUAGAGUCAACAAAUUUAGGCUGCAAUCCUAAUCUCGCUUAUUUCGAAGUAAACCCCGCUGAAAUUUUGCAUGGGGUUGAACCUUGGGCAUCCUGUCCGACUCUAUAGUUCUAUGAACCCAAGCGGGACUUACUUCUGAGUAGUGAUGGUUAGGGUUGCCUGUAAUUUAUUAGAUUCUCUUUAGACUCUGGGACAGGUGUAAAAAAUCAGACCCUGGUUUGACAUCCUUGACAUGAAUCAGGGCCUGGAGACGGAGUCCUCUUGGUUCCCUGCAUAUAAUAAUAAUAACAACAACAACAACAAUUAUUAUUAUUAUUAUUAUUAUUAUUAUUAUUAUUUAUACCCCACCCAUCUGGCUGGGCUUCCCCAGCCACUCUGGGCGGCUUCCAACAAAAUAUUAAAAUACCAUAAUACAUCAAACAUUAAAAGCUUCCCUAAACAGGGCUGCCUUCAGAUGUCUUCUAAAAGUCUGGUAGUUGUUGUUCUCUUUGACAUCUGAUGGGAGGGCAUUCCACAGAGCGGGUGCCACUACCGAGAAGGCCCUCUGCCUGGUUCCCUGUAACAUGGCUUCUUGCAGGGAGGGAACCGCCAGAAGGCCUUCAGCGCUGGACCUCAGUGUCCAGGUAGAACAAUGGGGGUGGAGACGCUCCUUCAAAUCUCAUUAUGAUCUGUAGGUGAGGGGAAGGGCUUGGGGGGGCUCCAUUUCUGGUGAAGAAGCAGGGGCUGGCCCCCAUGGGUGCCAUUGCAUGAGCAAUCCAUCCAAACAUUAAGAAUCACAGGAAUGCAGUACCGGAUAUAUGUAUAAGCUAAAAAAGCUAUUAGCUUAGGGCCCCACUCUCUUGGAAACCCCCCAAAAAAAUUAAAGGGGAAAAAACUGGAUGUACAUUUCCAAAAUUUAAAUAAGAAACAAAUGAAAUAAAACCUACAUACAGCAACAGUAUUUUGUGUUGUGUAGGCUCCUGUGAUGUAAGGCAUGGGCCCCACCUGCUAGCUUGCUCCCUGGUUUGCUCAUUUCUAUAUAUAGGGUGCCUACAUUCUGCAUGUCAGGACGCGGGUGGCGCUGCGGUCUAAACCACUGAGCCUAGGGCUUGCCGAUCAGAAGGUCAGCGGUUCGAAUACCCGCGACGGGGUGAGCUCCUGUUGCUCGGUCCCUGCUCCUGCCAACCUAGCAGUUUGAAAGCACGUCAAAGUGCAAGUAGAUAAAUAGGUACCACUCCAGCGGAAAGGUAAACGGCCUUUCCAUGUGCUGCUCUGGUCCGCCAGAAGCGGCUUAGCCAUGCUGGCCACAUGACCCGGAAGCUGUACGCCGGCUCCCUCGGCCAAUAAAGCGAGAUGAGCGCUGCAACCCCAGAGUCUUCUGUGACUGGACCUAACGGUCAGGGGUCCCUUUACCUUUUUUUAUACAUUCUGCAUGGACUGGUUGCAUGGCAACAUGUGCAAAUGGCUUUAGAUACCUAUUUUUUGUUGUUGUUUAGUCGUGUCCGACUCUUCGUGACCCCAUGGACCAGAGCACGCCAUGCACUCCUGUCUUCCACUGCCUCCCUCAGUUUGGUCAAACUCAUGCUGGUAGCUUUGAAGACACUAUCCAACCAUCUCGUCCUCUGUCGUCCCCUUCUCUUUGUGCCCUCCAUCUUUCCCAACAUCAGGGUCUUUUCCAGGGAGUCUUCUCUUCUCAUGAGGUAGCCAAAGUCUUGGAGCCUCAGCUUCACGAUCUGUCCUUCCAGUGAGCCUCAGGGCUGAUUUCCUUAAGGAUGGAUAGGUUUGUUCUUCUUGCAGUCCAUGGGACUCUCAAAAGUCUCCUCCAGCACCAUAAUUCAAAAGCAUCAAUUCUUCGGCGAUCAGCCUUCUUUAUGUUCCAGCUCUUACUUCCAUACAUCACUACUGGGAAAACCAUAGCUUUUACUAUACGGACCUUUGUUGGCAAGGUGAUGUGUCUACUUUUUAAGAUGCUGUCUAGGUUUGUCAUUGCUUUUCUCCCAAAAAGCAGGCGUCUCUUAAUUUCGUGGCUGCUGUCACCAUCUGCAGUGAUCAUAGAGCCCAAGAAAGUAAAAUCUCUCACUGCCUCCAUUUCUUCCCCUUCUAUUUGCCAGGAGGUGAUGGGACCAGUGACCAUGAUCUUCGUUUUUUCGAUGUUGAGCUUCAGACCAUAUUUUGCACUCUCCUCUUUCACCCUCAAUAAAAGGUUCUUUAAUUCCUCCUCACUUUCUGCCAUCAAGGUUGUGUCAUCUGUAUAUCUGAGGUUGUUGAUAUUUCUUCCGGCAAUCUUAAUUCCAGCUAGGGAUUCAUCCAGCCCAGCCUUUCGCAUGAUGAAUUCUGCAUAUAAGUUAAAUAUGCAGGGAUACAACUUACAGUGGUGCCUCGCAAGACGAAAUUAAUCCGUUUCGCGAGUCUCUUCGUCUUGCGGUUUUUUCGUCUUGCGAAACACGGCUAUUAGCGGCUUAGCGGCUCAGCGGCUAUUAGCGGCUUAGCGGCUAUUAACGGCUUAGCGGCUUUAAGAAAAAGGAAACAAACUCGCAAGAACUCGCAAGAUGUUUCGUCUUGCGAAGCAAGCCCAUAGGGAAAUUCGUCUUGCGGAACGACUCAAAAAACGGAAAACUCUUUCAUCUAGCCAGUUUUUCGUCUUGCAAGGCAUUCGUCUUGCGGGGCACCACUGUAUAUGCAGAAUUCAUCAUGCGAAAGGCUGGGCUGGAUACCUAUUAGGUCCAUAAAUUACCAUAUAGGAUAUAUUCAACACAAAAAACAGCGACAGUUUGUUGUUGACAAAGGACAGCUGGGCGUAUAAAGGGCCCCAUUACCUUCAGUAGCUUAGGGCCUCAUCAAACCUAAAGCCGGCCCUGCAGGAAUGUGUUGAGGCCAUAACUCUGGGGUCUGGAUCUUGGGUCCAGAAAGGAUCCCACCCCCAUUCUACCUUCGACCGCACCUUAAUGGUCUGAGCACACGUAUCAAAUGGGGCUUCCCAACAAAAAAAUGAGCUAGUUAGAGCUUCAAUGACACACUGGGCAAUAGAUAUGGAACACAGUAUAGGUUUUAACUUCCGGGGAAAACUCUGGAAAAGUCACUUGAAGUUCACAACACGUUAUUCUGUGAAGGAGAAGUACUUGAAAAUGAUUUGCAGAUGGUAUUUAACUCAGAGUAGGUUUGCUAAGAUGUAUAAGAGUGGAUCAGAUAAGUGUUGGAGAUGCAAAGAGGUGGAGGGAAUGUUCUUUCAGAUGUACAAGAUGGACUUGUAAAAGGGUAAAAGAGUAUUGGGAAAUGAUCCAUAGUGAAUUGAAAAAAAAGUUUAAAUGUACUUUCCCAAAAAAAAUCAGAGUCUUUUAUGUUGGGGAUAAUUCAGACUGAAAUUCCCAGGUGUCAAAAAAAGGUUAUUUAUGUGUGCUGUUACUGUGGCCCAUGUUUUGUUAGCCCCAAAAUGGAAAACGAGCAAAGAAGAAUGGCAGCUUAAGUUGACAGAAUAUGCACAACUCUCAGACUUAACAUAUAGAAUAAGAGAACAAGAAGAACAUAUGUUUUAAAAAGUUUGGAAAGUGUUUAUAGAAUAUAUGGGAAAUAAUUGCGUACAGCUGAAAACUCUGGCAGCGUUAAGAUGAAUUCAACAGUGUAAAUAAGUGUUGAGGGAUGCAAUAAGUUAGAUUCAGUGUUUGAUGUGUAGGGGAGAGAGUUCAAACCCUUUCUGAACCAUGCAGCACACUGUUUGGCCAUGGCCCCCAGAAGACCAGACCAGAUGCUCUCACACAGUGACAGGUUAAACAGAUUUUGCUGCAGCAUGGAUCGCUCCAGUUUAGGGUCCUAGCCAGCCAACCAUGCCCUCUUGCAGGAUAUUCCAUUUUCUUCAGACACGCUUCCAUUUUCCAGUGUCCCCCUCUCUAGCAGUCAGCACUCCAUAGCAACUGAGCAUGUGAAGUCUGCAAUGGGAUGCAAUGUGAUUCUUCUGUAAACCUUGGGUUUUCCUGAGCCAGGUGAAACCUUCCACUUCUGCAUGAACUGUUCUGGCUCUGCAGAGUCGGCACUCACCCUCCAGACAUGACUGUUGGAGGGAUGUAAUAAUAAUAAUAAUAAUAGGGAAUAAUAAUGUUUAGGGAAGCUUUUAAUGCUUAACAGACUAUUGUAUUUUAAUAUUUUGUUGGAAGCCACCCAGAGUGGCUGGGGAAACCCAGCCAGAUGGGCGGGGUAUAAAUUAUUAUUAUUAUUAUUAUUAUUAUGCCCAUCUGAUUGGGUUGCCACUCUGGCCAGCUCCCAACAAAAUACUUAAAACACAAUAAAACAUCAAACACUAAACACUAAACACUUCCCUACCCAGGGCUGCCUUCAAAUGUCUAGAAGGGAUAUUUAGAUUCCAGCAUUGCUAGGGUUGGACCAGAUGACCACUGGGUCCCUUCCAACUCUACAAUUCUACAAUUUUAUAAUUCUAAGAUUCUGUGAUGCUAAGAGGGAUAGAACUACCUAAACUGUAUAGAAAUUUAUUCAUGUAUGCGACUACAGUGGCGAGAACGUUACUUGCCCAAAAAUGGAAAGAAGAAGUCCCAGCAAAGGAAGAAUGGAUACAAAAACUUAUGGAAUAUGCAGAAAUGGUGAAACUUACCAGAAGAAUAAGAAAUCAAGAGAACAAACUUUUUUAUAAAAGAAUGGAAAUGGUUUAGUGAAUAUUUACAGAUAAAUUGUAAACAGAUAAAAACACUGACAAGAUUACCGUAACAACCCGCAGCUACAUAAGAUUAUAUAUUUAAAGAAGAUAAGUAAAUGAGUAAGUUAAGAUAAUUUAGAUAAUGCAAAAUAUAUUAAAAAUAAAUUUAAGGAGCCACAGAAAGAGGGGGAAGGAAGUCAAAUUUUAAAAUGUCUAAAUGUCUAAAGACCUUUUUUUGCUUUACUGUUUUGUAAUUAAUAUUGUGUUUAUCAAUAUUUUCAUUUGUUUUUGUUUUCUUUUUUGGUGUAUCAAUAAAAAAAGUCAAAAUGACUGUAAAAUCAGUGAAAAGUAUGUAUCUGAAAAGUAUAAUUAAAAUUUAAAAGAAAAAAAAAGAUUCUAUGAUGCUAAGGUCCGUGGUCUGACCCUGCAAAAGCCAUUCUUACGUUCUUGCCUUGUUUUCUCUCCCAUCUCCCGCCCAGGUUCCUUCUUCCCUUCCCUGAAGCCCUCGGGGAUGCUCUUCAAAGUCAUCUUCUGGUUGGGCUACUUCAACAGCUGCGUCAACCCCAUCAUCUACCCUUGCUCGAGCAAAGAGUUCAAGAGGGCUUUCACCCGCCUCCUCAAGUGCCAGUGCCGGAGGAGGAGGAGGCCCAUUUGGAGGGUCUACGACAACCACUGGCGAGGGGCCUCCAUGAACGGGUCGGGCCAAGACUCCGAGAGGGAGCCCAGGUCCAGGAUCUCCACGCUCAACGGCUCCUUCAUGUUGAACUCGGGCAGCUUGGAAAGAGCCAGCAAACGGAGGACUCUGAACUUCAAGAGGUGGAGACUCUUUUCCCCUUUCCAGAAGCCCUCCACCCAGCUGAAGGAAAAAAUGAACAGCCUCUCGCAGAAAAUCCGGGGCAGCUCCGUCAAAGGGGGCGCCGUGGCCUCGUACAAGACAGAGGUGGAGUCGGUCUCCAUCGGGAUCCCCAAUGAGUUCAUGGAGUGCAUUGAGUACCAAAUGUACGACGAUUUGACGGACUCCGAGUCCUGCGGGCUUAAGGAGACGGAUAUUUAAUUGCCAGCAGGGAUCUCUGCCCUUUGGGGUUCUGUUUUCUUUUGGCGAUGUCUCUCGCGCAGUGGUUGGCUGUCAAAAGGGGGGGCAGGUAGACUCAAGUGGAUGCCCUGGGAGCUGAGUGCGGGAGCCCGAGUUUUGAGUACAAAAGGCCCCAUGCUCUGUCCCAAGCCAUCUCCCGUCCAAGAAGGGUCUCAGGUAGCAAAAACUGAGGAAGAAAAUGUCUCCUCCGCCAGAUACCUUGGAGAGCCUCUGCCUGGCCAUGUAGGCAAUACUGAUUCAGUUGUGUCUGACUCAGGAUAAGGCAGAUUAUAAACUGUUUGAUUUGAACCCGGUCCUUUCCCUCAGCUGUCAUCAAACUUGGAAUCUGCGAGAGGAGAAGUUGCCACCAGUUCCUUCCACCGGGCAAAGUCCACCGGAAUGAAAGGUGGUUGGCAAAUGCCCGAUUUUAAGCCCAGGUGUGGGGUGCCCCAUUUUGUACUGGUGCUCAGAAUAUUGCGGUCGAAUCCACCAUGGAUCUGGAUGGGACCCUUUGAGGUCUACAUGGGCAGGUCUAGCUCAACGGACUCCCGUGAGCGUUGGGGUAGUCCAUGGAAGAAGAGUUUGUCAGCACAGGAGACAGAGCUGUGAGAAAUAUCUGUUUCUCUUAUAGGCAAGGGGGUGGUCUUGGUAGGGUUGGGAAACCCUUUUUAAUCUGUGCCCCCCCUCCAUAUUACUUGGCACCGGGGAAACCCCAAGUAUUUGCCUAGAAACUCCGAAAUGCAUAAAUUAAUGGUACAAGUCAAUAGACGGGUUUGGGGUUUUUUUGCAUAAAUUUGCCCAACUGUUACUCUUUAUUCUGAGCUCUUGGUUGCAGAAAACUGCAAUUUUUGGCCAUGUGGAGUGAAAUAUACUCGGAGUCGAGAGUGGAUUUCAUGCUCUUUAUUCAACUCGUAGUGGUGAGGAGGAAUGGAAGUUCCCCCAGGAUGUCUGCUUUAUAUACAUUAUUUACACAAUGUGCCCCACGUGAUUGGCUAAUUCCGGGAUUCACCUGUAGGCCAAUCAGGCUGCGGAUUCAUUUCCACCUGGAGCUGGAUUGGUGGCUCCUGUGGACCAAUCAGACUGCUGCAUUCUGGGUCCUAUUGUUCUAGGGCCAAUCAGACUGCUGCAUUCUGAAUCCUAUUGUUCUAGGGCCAAUCAGACUGCUGUAUUCUGAAUCCUAUUGUUCUAGGACCAAUCAGACUGCUGCAUUUUGGAUCCUAUUCAACUCAGUACAUAACAUGGAAGCAGGAGAGGUAAGGGCAUGUGACCUCAGGCAAGAGGGGGAAAGAGGGUAGCCAAUCAGAGAGCUCACAGAAGCUCCACCCCUUGAUCCAGAGGGGAGGAGGAACAGAGUCUAACACAGAAUAUCUCUUUCAUGUCAUUAUUGUUUUGAGGGAAAAAGCAAGACGGAGGGAAUAUCUGCUUGGAGUGCAACUUUCUGAGGGACACAAAUGUGGCCCCCAAGGCCUCCUAUCAGGCCCUUGGAACACUCUCCAGGUCACACCCUCCCCUCAGGCCACACCCCUUACUGUCCCUGCUUUGCAUCCCGGGUGUUUCUGCUUGGCUCAAGUGUGCCCUUGAAUUCUGACGAUGCCUUUUGCUUCUCUGGAUGGAAGAUGGAGAGCAAUGUGUGUUUGUGUGAAUGUGCAGAAACAUGCCUACUGUACAAAGGUAGCAUUUGCAUUCAUUGCUCCACCCAUGUCUGACUCUGACUCCACCCACCGCCAGCAUACAGCCCUCAGAAAGCUACCCAGCUGGGAAGGCGGCCCUUUGUGUGAAAAAGGUUGUGCACUCCAGGUUUAGAGAACAGGAGAUGUCCCCAUUUUCAAAAUUUAUUCCUGCAACGAAGUGGUCUAGAAGCUUGCUUUCUAACUGGAGUUUUGAAGAACCCAAGAACUUUAGAUUUAAAAGAAAUGCUGAAAACAGCAGAAAUCCUAAAAGCAGAUCAAAUGUAACUUAGCUAUGAAGUGAGGUCAAGUCAGUACAGUGGUACCUUGGGUUACAAACACUUCAGGUUACAGACUCCGCUAACCCGGAAGUAGUACCUCAGGUUAAGAACUUUACCUCAGGAUGAGAACAGAAAUCGCGUGCCGAUGGCACAGCGGCAGCAGCAGGAGGCCCCAUUAGCUAAAGUGGUACCUCAGGUUAAGAACAGUUUCUGGUUAAGAACGGACCUCCAGAACAAAUUAAGUUCAUAACCAGAGGUACCACUGUAUUACAACAGGGAUCUUUUUUUAAAAAAAACCAAGGAUGGGGACCAGGUCUCCUUAAUCUGUUUGGAGAGAUUGUCAGCUUCACCACUGGACUCAUUCAUUUAACCACCUCCCCUGGAUCCCACAAUUUGUAAUUUGCAAACUACUCAGUAUUUGCAAUUUGGUUAGGGGAAUGUGACAAAAUUCACUUUGCCACAAUGACUGGGUGUGGCAGACAACCAGCCCUCCACAUGAGUCCACACUGCUAUGAUUGUCUGUUUGUAUGGAGGCCGAAAUGACUAUGAGUUGAUGACAGUCACUCAACGGUGAGGGGAAAUCACUCUGCAUAUGUUCAUGUGUAGAAAGCAAUCCCCACCUCACCCGACUGCCAGAAAUCUUACUGUAUUUAGCCAGCUUGGCAUCUCUCAUUGCCCGCAUGCUUUCAAGUGACUUUUUGUGGUCAUGUGGACUAGAAACCUGAAGCAAGAAUGAAAGCACAGGUUCGGUGGAAGCACAAGUUCAUGCCCAGCACCCAGAAUUCUGAGAGUGUUUAGAUUUGCACAAAACAGAAGCAUCGACCAAAGAAGGAAAAACUGGUAGGACUUGCAAAGGUUUCCACCUUGAUUCAACCUCUAAACUAAGGUUUACAGUUGCGUUCCAAGGGUAGCAACUGUGAUUUUACAGUGAGAAAAGUGAAGGAAGGAAGGAAGGAAGGAACUGUAGGUGGAUGGUGGGACAGCAAGAAAGGGCUGUAUGUACAUUUUUCUAUUCCCUUUUCUCUGUGCUGUCACAGCACACGCCGACUGGAUGAAUUUCAGGCGGCCAUUCUGGUGUUUGUCAAAAUAUUUCCCCCAAGGCAGCCAAUAAUGUCAGGCAAAAACUGGCCCUCAUUGAGCUGACACAACUCCAUCUGGUCUGCGUGUGUUUCUGAGAUAACAUUUGCCAAAAUUAAUGAUUGGAAAGAACCGGCGACUGCAUGUAGACCCUAUGAACCCCAGAUUUCUUAAAUCCCUGGCAAAAUUCCCAAUAGGACAUCUUGGAUCAAAACGUGAUUCCUCCCCCCCUCACAAUCCCUUUCAUUUUUUAUUUGGACCUGGGUGGCAGCCAGCAAAUCAGAGCCCAUAGCAACUGUGAAUCAAACCCAAGCGCUGAAAAUAGCAUCGUAGCCAUUGAACGCCGCCUGUAGUUGUUUUCAUAAGGAAACAACUUUGGCCAUCAAAACCCCGUUGGCGCAGAGUCAAAAUUCCACUUGAGGUCAAUGGGAAGACUUGAAUGUAGAAAUUAAAAAAAAAAAAACAGUUAAUGUGGAGUACUACUAAAAUCUGUGGAUUUCUGUUGAUUUGGGAUCAAAACGGACAGCAUCCAUGCAAUGCACAGAUUGCUGCGCAUGAUUCUUCACAAACAUUGAGGUAAUAGUCAGGAUACAAUGAAUAUUCUCUAGUUUUGCUUUUUUCCCCCCACCAAACUAAAGAUAGACAUUUUGGUCGGUUGGAAAGAUGUAUUUAAAAACAUUGGAAAUUACCGGACAUUUAGUCAUUCUUGCCCAAAGAUACCAUGCGUGAGCAUGAUGGUGUCACGAUGCCGUAUAGCCAAUGGUAUUUGGCCGUGUGAGGACAUGACCGAGGGCAACUGAGGGCAAUUAUUGGGUGCCGUGAGGGCAGUGCUUCCUGGAUUACUCUCUACUAGGAGAGCUUCCUGCGAAGCUUUUGCAGGCAACCAUUCUUUUCCCAUGACAUGAAAAGCUGCUGUAAGAUGGGCUUUUCUGUGACUCAAGCUUUCCUAGGCAGCAAUAUAUAUAUGGCGGAUGUUGCACAGUGAGUGGAGGAGAUAAAUCAGAUUCUUAACAGGAAUACUAAACAUAUGCUCUCUCCUGGAGCACUGACUGCUGUGAUUGCAAUGCAUACACAAUUGGGGAAGCAGUUCUUUUCUAGUAACAACAAAAUGUUUGCAGCUUUGCUAAACCCCCAUGAAACACUUACAAUUUGUUAACGGAAUCCCACCCUGCCAUCUGUUGCCACAAUUGUCCUUUGAUGCCACUCUGUUUUAAGCACAGAGAGUGUAAAAGAGAGAUGGUCAGCUUGUAUCUGGAGAACUGUGUCCAAUCCUAGGUGCAGAAUUGUAGCGUUGGAAAGGACCCAACGGAUCAUCUAGUCCAACCCCCGACGACGAAAGGGAAAUAAAACAAAAUAAACAUAAAGAUAUAAAACCUGGUCAGCUCAUAUUAAAAAUGCAAUUAAAAUCCAAUUGAAAAUAAGCAUGCAUACAAGUUGAUGUAAGCCCUCCAGAGGCCCAAAUUGGUAUCCACCCAAGACUGGAGUUCAUAGAAAAUAUGUUUUCCAAUUUAGCCAGGGUGUGGUGAGGUCCUCAGACUGUUGCUUAGUAGAUGGUGGGUAUUUAUUCUUUCAGGCACAAAGUUAAGGUCUUUUAGUGACCAUAGCAGCUCAGAAAAUCCACUUUAGUUGUCCUGAUACAUACUACAGGAAUAUGAUUGAAAAGUACACAAACAUCUGCAAAUAUCAAAGGUUCUGCCAGUACAAAAUUGAUACGGACAGCAACUUCAGACCCAAAAGGAGUAUAUCUGGUGGCAUUUUCCACAUCGCAACUCCAGCAUCAUUCUGUAUCAGACAAUACUUCUUAUAAAGACAUUGUGGAGCCCAAUACACCCCAAACAUCCAUUUUUGCUGGCACAGUCUCAAUUUUGGAUCGAAGGAAACAUUCCUCAUAGAUCCUAAAGCAAUUUUCCAUUGUUUAGCUUGUGUAACACAUUCUAAUUCUCUAUUCCAUGCCACUGCACGUCCAGAGGAGGAGAGCCAGGAUGGUAAAUAAAGUCCUACAAGGUCCAGUAGAAAGAGCUGGGAACGUUUAGCUUGGGGAUGGGGAGGAUGGGGAAGGUGGGGAAGGGGAAGCAGAAUAACAGUCUCCAAACAUCUGAAGGGCUGCCAUGCAGAUAUGCUGAUAUGCUGUUGGGCAUCUCUCUUGCCCCAGAGUGCAAGAUAGGAGCCAACUGUUAGAAAUGGCAAGCGAGCAGAUUUUGAUUAAACUUUGGGAGACAUCCUUGGGGUGUGGGGGCUCUCCUUUACUGGAGGUGUUUUGGCAGGCUGGCUAUUGGUCAGAAAUAGUAUACCCACAUCUUGAGGUCAGGUUGGAUGGCCUCAAGGUGGAUUCUGAUGCUGUGGAGUCUGUGAAAAUGCUCUCUUGCUAGUUGCUCUGCAGUCUCUUAUACGAGAAGAUUCAUCACUAGCCGGCACUCCUUCCCACGGAAAGUAGGAGCAAAGUAUCUGCAUGUGUCCAGAUGUUUUGGAGGUUCAGAACCAGGUUUCCCUAAAGAUCCCCCACAUUGAGCGAGAAAGAUUUCUGCAUCGCAGGGGGCUGGAAUAGAUGGCCUUUGUGGUCCCUUCCAACUCCUCAACCCCACCCUUGGAUUGCGUCAGCAACCAAACAUUUCCGUUGCCUCGAGUGACCAAACAUAUAUGCAGUCAUUACGGUCUCAACAGGAUCACACUGAUUACCUACGAAUGGGAGAUCACAAGAGUCAGCGCCCAGGUUAGGACUAAUAAAUAGAACUGUUUCUGCUUGCUUGUAAUUUACGUGUCAGGUCAACUUCUCGUGAAAUGCUAGUGUGUUAAGCCAAGCUUGUGAAUACUCAAAAAAAGAAAAUGAAGUAUCCAGAUCACAUUGGCCUGCAUCCAGAAAAAAUAAUAAUAUUGCAAAGUGGCUGUAGCGAACCUCAGUCUGGCAGGGUGUUGAAGGGAUCACAUGCCCAGACUUUCUGAGAAAAUCCACUCUAGUCCACUUCAACAGUUUAACAAUAAAAAGAAUCAGCCCAUGAUUCCAGGGAUAGAUGCAUAAGCACAUGAAUCCGUGAAUGCAUACUCAGUGAGUGAUCCGAAGAAGGGUCAUGCAGAUGUAGGACAGAGCUAUGCACACGACCAGCGUUGCUCUUGGUCCUUUUGCUGCAGAAAAUUCCCACCGCUGAAGAGGCAAGCCUCUGUUUCAUUAUUCAGAAGACUUGCCUCUUCUGCAGCGGGAAGGAAAACAGCAGCAGCAGCAACGACCAAAUGCAGAGCCCUAUGUUGGACAAUGGAUGUAGCAUAUGGAUUGUGUAUGUCAGAUCUAUCUGAUCCCCAGAUUUCCCUCGUCUGCUCAGCACAGUUGAUUGAAUUCCAUACAUCAGCAAAAUCUCACCAAUGCUACGAAAGAAAGGAAGAAAGCUUCAUCCACUGUAAUGCUGGACUGAUGUUUUAUAAUCUUUCUAUUUUAUUGUUUACAGAUGUGUACAUAGGUGUACAUUUCCUUUAAUGAAUCUUUGGAUAUUUCAUGUCUCGUUCCUCUUUUCUCUCUCCCUUUUAACAAUCUGCAAGUGUAUUUAUUAGCCAGAGUGGGUUUUUCCUUCCUGUCAUUUGAUGCAAACUCUGCUGGAUUGAUUUAUGUAUACCUUUGCAAAACCAGAAUGCACAUUAUUAUUAUUUUGUUUAUUUGUACCAAAUACACGCACAACUCUGCCUAAAAAAGAAAAAAAAAAGUGCAUUGUUUAAGACGUGCCGUG
Podarcis lilfordi (Lilford's wall lizard) is the source of this 66208-nucleotide messenger RNA. The record is from the annotation of a GenBank genome assembly. Lineage: Eukaryota; Metazoa; Chordata; Lepidosauria; Squamata; Lacertidae.